GGGCAAGCCGAGGCACCUGAGCGGCACCCGCCUCCUCUUUCUCCUCCCUCUCUCCGCCCUCUCAGUGGUUUCGUCUUUCUUUCUUUCCUCCGCCCGGAAACUCACAAGAGAAGCAGCCACGUUGCCUCAGCCCUACCGACCUGGGCCGGGUUCGGCGGCGGCAGCGGCAGUGGGUCUCCUGAGGAGAGCCGGGAGCCCGCGCUUUUCCUUGGCGCCUUUCCCGCCCUCCGGCGGGUCUGAGGAGCCCUCUCCCCCGCGCCUUACCUCCACCAGGUGAGUCCGCCUCCCUCCUCCUCCCUCCUCCUCCUUCUCCCGAGCUGCCGUGGGAUUGAGACCGGGUCAAGCGCGGAGGGGGAGACGCGCCCAACAUCGUUAAUUCUUACCACAACACACACACAAAAACACCCGGCACGUUAGAGUUUAAAAGUUUCGUGGUUUGGAUGGGAAGUGUUGCGGCUUCUUUCAGAGAGGAUCGCCGAGUUUUCUCGCUCUCCUUUGACCACCUCAGGAUGACUUCCGUGCCCUAAGAGGGGUGUGGAACCAAUCAUAAUAGUAACAACAGCAGUAACAAGGCAUAAAAAAUGACUCAUGUGGUCAGGAAGAGCUUCAAAAUGUUACUUGGGUUGUGGUGAAGAUGAGUUCUGUUCUGUGUUGUUGUUUUAACUAUUCGCUGAGUUCUGUUUUGAGAAAAAUCAACCAGGCGAUUUGCAAAACUCCUCGGAUUAAAACUUUGGGUUAGUGGGGGAGGUUAAUUUGAAUAGGGGGUUAUGCUUGGGGGGAUUAUUAUUUCCCUGAUGUCUCCCCCCCCCCAAUAAUUCCCUUCAUGAUACAUAUGUUAAUAAUUGUAUAGGUGAAUUUAUAGUUCAGAGCCCUGUGACGUGUUUGUCACCCUCAGUGUCUUUAGGUCGAGCUAAGAGUUAGCAAUUGUCCCGUCUCACAGGGUGGUGGUUGUGAAGAUAAAUUGGGGAGAGAGGUUCCAUCACUUAUGUGGUCCUGAUCCCCCAUGGAGGUGGGGCAAGAUAAAAAUGCAAGUAGUCAGAAUUGUUCAAUAGGGUUUAGAAACUAUGUCCUCAGUUCAUGAGCAAACAUGAAUGGGAAGGGUGGAACUCAGUAGAGCUUCAGAUGUAUUUAUAAUACAUAUAUAUUAUAUUAUUAAUAUUAAUCUUAUUGGAAUGGUUGUGAUCAACACAGAAACCAAACCAUGUUUUGAACCACCCAGCAGCAGUGCAAGAGCAAUUAUUAUGGAUUAGUGACUUCUUAAUAAGUUUUAGGUGCUCUUUUUGCCUUGUGACGUAAGAAGUGAGUUUAUUCCAUCGUUUGAUGCAAUAGCAAUAGUUUAGAUUGUACAGAGCAAGGAGGCCAUAGGUGUAACAACUUGUGAUCUCCCAAAACUGCAAGCAACCCCACCAGUCACUGGCGAGUUAUUCUCUGUUUUUUUCUUACCUGCCUAUUAAAUACUGGGUGAUGGGGAUGGGUUUGUCAGGCUAAAAUAAAUACAUACAGGCUGGUAUGAUCAUAUUUGGUGUUUCACAGUUUGUGCAGCCUAACCCAUGGCUAUCACAAACACUGAUGAAUGUGUUUGGUAUAUCCAGCUUUUUAAGACAAGCACUCAUAAACAUGUAAAAAAAUUAGAUUUAGAGCUAAUUAGGCUUAACUAAGCGUUAGUCCCAUUGAACUUCUGAGUUGGUAUGCUGUUGCUAUAGAACUAGGAGAUAGCAGUUUUUAGUUAUGCAGUGAGCGUUUCCGGAGAAGCAAAUCACAUCAAGGUCACUGGGAUUUGUUUACCUUCUAGUAAGUGUUUAGUCUUUCAUCCUAUUUAGGAGUCAUAUGCAAGCCUACUCAGUGGUUUUUCCUGUUUAGAGAAAUGCGUAUAAUAUUGCAGUCUAAAUCCUGAUUAAUUGUGAUGUUAUGUAUUAAAAUCUAACAGUUGCUUCUGAAAAUGCAGUAUCACAACACGCCCACCCCAUGUGCUCUUCUGACUAACUACACGGUAUAUUUACUCCUGCCUAAUUUACCAUUUUCCCUUUUUUGUAGUGCCAAAAAAAGAAAAAAACCUAGAUGCAAAGCAAAUGUAGAAUAAAUAGUAUUCUGAAAUAAUGUUGUGAUUCACAAUUGCCCUUUUCUAUGUAAAUCUUAGUUUGGACUUUGCCCUUUUUGAUUAGGUAAUCUUGUUUGCCUUCAGUUUCGUGAAACAGGUAAUAAUUGAAUUGGCUCUCUUUUGUGGAGUUCUUUGGAGCCUCUGUACAAAACCUAUUGCUAUGUAAGCAUUAUUUCACUCCAGGUACAAUCCAAAACCUGGCUGCUACCCAAUGGGCUUUUUGAAGUGGCCUCUCCCUGCACCUCAAAAUGCCAUGUUUCAGGGCUAUCCACUGCAAGCAGGCAGAAGAGACUAUUCUGUGCCAGCAGAGUGAUGUUGGUGUCAUUCCACAAGUGCAGAAGAACAGGACUGUGCCUCCAUUCAAUCUAACCCUCUUCUAGCCUGGCAGAAAGGGAAUUUGGCGGCUUGCACAGUUUGUCUUGAUUUUUAAAUGAGCAAUUACACAUUUGUGCAAUAAACACAGUGAUCCAAUUCACACAUCAUGGUAAACCAUAAUUAAUGGUUUGCUCUGUAUGCUCCUUACUAGUGCUUGGGGGGAAACAAACAAGCAUCCCUGGCACUGCAUUACAUCUGAACCAGGGAUCAUGAUUUGCUUACUCUGUGCCCUCUUAGGCAUGAGCAUGGUAAGUCAUUAACCAUGAUGUGAUGUUCAAAUGAGGCCAAUUUCAAUGGCCUUUGUUUUCGAAAUACGCAAGUGAGAAAAUAAAUAGUGACACAAUAACAAAAAGAACAAUGUGUUUUGGCACCUUAAUGACACACACAUUUAUUAUGGCAUUUGCUUUUGUAUAAUACAGCCAUUUAAUCAGAUGUAUGAGGUGUUAUCCUGAGUUGCAGGUGUAUAUAUAUACCCAUGGGGUGGCAUGUUGGAAUUAUAAACAGUCAGAUCAAGAGUUCAGGAUAAAACUUCAUGCAUCUGAUGUAUUGUGGACCAUGACAGCUUAUGCCAUAAUAAAUCUGUUAGUCAUUAAAGUGCCACAAGACUCAUUUUGUUGUUUUUGCUGCAACAGACGAACAUGGUUAUGUCUCUGGACAAUGAAUAACAAAGUGAAAGAUGCAUGAAAAAUGUAAAGACAAGGAAGAAGAAAUGUUUUUCUGAUGCUGCUUUACUAGGGUAGGACUAAUGAGAUACAUCCAGUCUCUAAAGUGUCAUGUAUUGCUUCCUUUCUUAUGAACAGUUCAUCAGUUUAUUUUUCUGUGACCUGCUUGAAGUUGUGAUGAAUAUGAUAUCUCCUGUCCAAAGUCUACUUUUGUAACUCAUAGUCAAAAGAUGAGAGACAUAAAUAUGAUUCUCUCAUUUCAGCUUCCAGCUAGUGAUAAAUGAAAGAGAAGGAUUGUAGAGCUCUACAUAUAUUGCAGAUAAAGAUGGCUUUGUGCUUUCAAAGACCUCAUCUUCCAAAAGCCCAAGUCUUACAGAGGAAAUUGCUGGUUAAAACCCUGACUUUGCCUUUUGAGGCAAUAUAAUAACUAUGUUUCUUCACUGAAAAGGAUGGUUGAGGAAGAAAAUUAAAUAGAGCCUUACCUACAUAUUAUGUGGAUUAACCACAGAGAAAUAUAGAAUAAUAGAAUUGUAGAGUUGAAAGGAACCACAGGGGUCAUCUAGUCCAGUACCCUGCAAUAUAGGAAUCUUUUUGCCAAAUGUGGGACUUGAACCCAUGACCCUGAGAUUAAGAGUCUCGUGCUGUACUGACUGAGCUAUCCUGCGGGCAUCGCAGGAGCAGAGUACUGUACAUACCGUAUUUUUCGCUGUAUAAGAUGCACCAGACCACAAGACGCACCUAGUUUUUGGAGGAGGAAAACAAGAAAAAAAUAUUCUGAAUCUCAGAAGCCAGAACAGCAAGAGGGAUCGCUGCGCAGUGAAAGCAGCAAUCCCUCUUGCUGUUCUGGCUUCUGUGAUAGCUGCGCAGCCUGCAUUUGCUCCAUAAGACGCACACACAUUCACCCUUACUUUUUAGGAGGGAAAAAGUGAGUCUUAUAGAGCAAAAAAUACGGUAAUUUUUUUAGUCACUUGGGAGGUGUCUUCUUGAUGGUAACAAAGACCACUUUAUAUACUAUCCAUAGCAUUUUUAUUGAAAUGUUAGCGUGAUAGUUCUGGAGAGAUAAUGUUAAGGGGAGCAAUAAUGCUUGCUUUCCUAACUGUAUAAUUCUUGGUGCUCUUUGUGUAUCCUAGAACAAAUAAGGGAGUGCCUAAUAAUCCAUUGUUUGUAGAGAGAAAAAGUGACUUUUGAUGUAUGGGAUACCAAAGUCUGGUUUGUUGGUUGAACGUCAUGCCAAGCAACAGUUUGCCCAAAGCCUCAUUUAAGGUUUGGUUUAACAGCUGCUCUCAGCCCAUUGUUUGUCAGAUGUUGUCUGUUUGGUCAAGGUUGGCUCAAUGAACAAUGUCAGGACCAUCUCAGUAUAUGGAACUAUGGAGUGAUCCAACAUAGAACCUGAAAACUGUUGGGAGUAUUACUACCUAAAAGCUCUAAUAUGUAGUCGCUUACACCAAUGACAUAGCCAAGUUUAGGACUGUGAAAUUGUGGUGAUUGCUGAUAUUUUUUCUUUUCUUCUGCUUACAUGAUGCCAUGGCCUUUGGCUAGUGUAAUGAAAGUUUACUGAUUACUGAAAUUGUAUAAAUCCAGUAAUUUUUAAUACCUCGGCUUAAACCUUAGACUGGGCCUUAGGAAUUCUCUUGAAACUGCUGUGGCUGUUGCAGUCCACACAGUUUACCUAUGUAGUGGUAUCUCGGGUUAAGAACUUAAUUCAUUCUGGAGGUCUGUUCUUAACCUGAAACUGUUCUUAACCUGAGGUAUCACUUUAGCUAAUGGGGCCUCCCGCUGCUGCCUGGCCGCCACCCCACCAUUUCUUUUCUCAUCCUGAAGCAAAGUUCUUAACCCAAGGUACUAUUUCUGGAUUAGCGGAGUCUGUAACCUGAAGCGUCUGUAACCCGAGGUACCACUAUAUAACCAUUUUUUAAGCAUUUCAACCCAUAAUUUUGUUCUUACACAUUUACAUAAGAGCCACCCUGCUGGAUCAGACCACUGGCCUAUCUAGUCCAGUUAUUGUUUCUCACAGCAGCCAAUCAGAUUCUUAUGAGAAGUUAACAGCCGGACAGGGAGGCAAAAGUACUCUUCCAGAAAGUAACAUAUUGCUAAUAUGUCUAGUAGCCGUCAAUCUGUCUUACUCUCUUUCGACACCAUCUAAGUUGGUACCAUCAUCACCACAUCUUAUGGAACUAAUGUCCAUAGUACAGUGGAAUGAAGACAUAUAAUAGUGAUUGUGUGAAUGGUGUAUGGAAUUGUGCAUGAUAGUAUAGCUGUGUAUGGAGUUGUGUGGGGUGUUGAGACCUUGCCCAAUUAACAUGGAAUUUGAGAAACUGUAAGGGGGAAGAAGAAAAUUCACAGUAUCAUUCACAGUGUUAUUUCUUCUCAUUGUUCUGUUCCUGGCAUGCACUAUCUAUUUCUGCUUUGUUACGUUAAUGAAUGUCUGGCUAGACGUUCUGAUUAACAUUUCCAAAUUAUAUUAGAUAAGGAACAUUUCUUACUGUGCUGUCUUGAAGAAAGAUAGGUGAGGGAAGUGUACAAUUAUGACUGUUUGGCUAGACAUUCUGAUUAACAUUUUCAAAUUGUGUUAGAUAAGGAAUAUUUCUUACUAGGCAGUCGUCAUGAAUGACUAAAUGUGAUAGGUGACAAAAAGUGUGUGCCUGUGAUCUGUUUAAAUGGACAGUUUCCCAGUGCUGUUGGAAGUACAUGUCUGAGGCUGCUGACGCUAUCUAGUGUAGCAUGAUUGGACAGGAGUGAAAGAACAUGCUAGAAAUGUGGCUGUAGGCAUUAUAAUUUGCUAAAGCUUCAUAAGGUAAGGUAAUUACUUAGCAUUAUCUCUCUUAAAAUUAAGUAAAGUGGAAUUUUCUGAUAAACAUAUAGGAUGAUAUGUGUUUUGAAGUGGGCUUUUCAAAGAAAUUAGGUAGUAGACAUACGGUCUCCAUUUAUUAACACUUUACCACAUCCUUGGAAGGUAACCAUUCUGUUGGCAACUGUUCUUUUAGCUGCAGUUACUUGGAUAAAUCCUAGGUUUUAACUUUUGCUUUUAGUUUGGAUUUUGUAUGUUAAUUGCAGGAGACAUUAUUUGUUCAGUCUUGAGCCUUAAGUUUGGUUGCUUUCUUUGUGAAGUCACUAAUAUCAAUAAAAAGAAUGAAGAGUCUUGACGACACUUAAUGAAGUAUGAUAUAUAAAAACAGCUUGUUAGUUCAAAGCACAUUUGGCAAUGGAGGACAAUAUUUUUCAAAAGGAAAAGUUGUUUAGUUUGGAAGACAGAGUUGAAACAUUAUUUAGCUGCUGAUUGUGAAGUUUAAUAGGGUCAUUUUCUAAUAUAUUCACUCAGGCUUCCAUCCUAUACAUAUUUACUGUAUGUAUACAUACAUACCCCCUUCGUGGAUCACUGCCUUGCCGUGGCAAAGGGGCUUGAAUAAUUCAGAGAAGCUAUGAACUAUGCCGAGCAGGGCACCCAAGAUGAACAGGUCAUAGUGGAGAGUUUUGACCAAACGUGAUCCACCUGGAGGAGGAACCGGCAAGCCACUCCAGUAUCCCUGCCAAGAAAACUGCAUGGACAAAGACAACAGGCAUAUAAAAGUUAUGACGCUGGAAGAUGAGCCCCUCAGGUCGGAAGGUGUCCAACAUGCUACUGGGGAAGAGUGGAGGACAAGUACAAGUAGAUCCAGAGCUGAUGAAGCGGCUGGGCCAAAGCCGAAAGGACGCUCAGUUGCGGAUAUGCAUGGAAGUGAAAGGAAAGUCCAAUGCUGUAAAGAAAAAUAUUGCAUAGGAACCUGGAAUGUAAGAACCAUGAACCUGGGUAAGUUGGAUGUGGUCAAAAAUGAGAUGGCAAGAAUAAAUAUUGACAUCCUGGGCAUCAGUGAACUAAAAUGGACGGGAAUGGGCGAAUUCAGUUCGGAUGACUAUCAUAUCUACUACUGUGGGCAAGAAACCCGUAAAAGAAAUGGAGUGGCCCUCAUAGUCAACAAAAGAGUGGCGAAAGCUGUACUGGGAUGCAAUCUCAAAAAUGAUAGAAUGAUCUCGAUACGAAUCCAAGGCAGACCUUUUAACAUCACAGUAAUCCAAGUUUAUGCACCAAACUACUGGUGCUGAAGAAACUGAAAUUGACCAAUUCUAUGAAGACUUACAAGACCUUAUAGAAGUGACACCAAAGAAGGAUGUUCUUCUCAUUAUAGGGGAUUGGAAUGCCAAAGUAGGGAAUCAAGAGAUAAAAGGAACAACUGGCAAGUUUGGCCUUGGAGAUCAAAACGAAGCAGGGCAAAGGCUAAUAGAGUUCUGUCAAGAGAACAAGCUGGUCAUCACAAACACACUUUUCCAACAACACAAGAGACGACUCUACACAUGGACAUCACCAGAUGGGCAACAUCAAAAUCAGAUUGAUUAUAUUCUCUGCAGCCAAAGAUGGAGAAGCUCUAUACAGUCAGCAAAAACAAGACCUGGAGCUGACUGUGGCUCAGAUCAUCAGCUUCUUAUAGCAAAAUUCAAGCUUAAACUGAAGAAAGUAGGAAAAACCACUGGGCCGGUAAGAUACAAUCUAAACCAAAUCCCUUAUAAAUACACAGUGGAAGUGAGGAACAGGUUUAAGGAUUUAGAUUUGCUGGACAGAGUGCCUGAAGAACUAUGGGUGGAGGCUCACAACAUUAUACAGGAGGCAGCAACUAAAACCAUCCCAAUGAAAAAGAAAUGCAAGAAAGCAAAGUGGCUGUCCAACUAGGCCUUACAAAUAGCGGGGGAGAGAAGGCAAGCAAAAUGCGAGGCAGAUAGUGAAAGAUACAGGAAAUUGAAUGCAGAUUUCCAAAGAAUAGCAAGGAGAGACAAGAAGGCCUUCUUAAACGAGCAAUGCAAAGAAAUAGAGGAAAACAACAGAAUGGGAAGAACCAGAGAUCUGUUCAAGAAAAUCGGAAAUAUGAAAGGAACAUUUCGUACAAAGAUUACCAUAAUAAAGGACAAGAGUGGUAAGGACCUAACAGAAGCUGAAGACAUCAAGAAGAGGUGGCAAGAAUACACAGAGGAAGGAAACUACACUCUGAAAGGUGAGGAAGAAGUUCUCAGCAGAGAGGGGUGAAGAGAGAGGAGACGGGAGUUUAAAUUAAACAAAACAAAAGCCUGGAAGUUCACAAAGCGGUGAGACCUUCUGUUCCAAGUUAAGCCUGCCUGCACUUUUCCUGGAGACCGAAUAGGGGAGGGAUGGGGGACUGGACCAAGAUUUAAAUUGAGAGCCCUUCCCUUGAACAAUCUAUCGUGAAGAGGGCUGAGCUGAGAUGAUCUACUCGAGCCCUCACCAGGGGUAAAUCUUUAUCGGAAUUUGACUCUUAUUAUAGCUCUUGUAUGAACUGCGGAGAAAUCCCUGGAGUUAAAUACUCAGCUGUAUAGCCAAAUCAUUGACUGUGGUAGGAAGUCCCCUUCUUCUCUCCUGUAUUAUCUACAUUAUUUAGCUCAUAUCUACUGUGGCUAUGGGCAAGAGGAAACGCCUCAGAGAAGCAGAGGAAUUACUGCUCCUCCCUAGCCCCAAGCUACAAGCUAAAGAAAGAAGAGACCAGUCAAAUUCUCAAGCAGCAGUUACCACAUACAAUAGACUUCUUCCACUAAGUGACUUGGAUGUAGCUAAUAACAUUCCCAAGUCCCAAAAUACCACCAUACACAAUUGUAAUCUAACGAGCACUCCCGUCAAGGGUGGGCCCAAUGUGGAUGGGAAAAAGAUCCGGGAUAAAGAAAACCAGCUGGGAAAUGAGUCCUCCCAUUUACAACUAGUCAUUAGGACACUGGACUGCAUAUUUAAAAAGAUAGACUUUCUGACGUGCUCAAUUUCCAAGCUAACGGAAAAGUGAUGGAUAUGGACGCCAAAAUUGCCCUCAAUAAUAACUACCAGAGGGGACCUCCAGUAAUAGCCCCACCAAACUCUGGGGUAAAGGGGAUGAGAAAAUAUAAACUAAACGAUCUCAUGUGUAAGCAAAAUCUAACAUUGCAACCUAAGAAGGUGUGCCUAACGAUAAGGUCUGAGAUAUGGGACUGGUCAAGCUUGGAAGGAGCUAAAACUGCCCUAAGUAAAAUCCUGAGAAUAAGCAUAGUUCAUAUUGAUCUUCAUGCUUUACUUCCGCUAACUCAAUCAAAUGGCCCUUAUAAAGUUAUUUUAGCCUUCCGUUCGCUGAGACUACCCUUAUUAAUAAUAAGACAAAAAUGGAAAUUUAUAAAAACAAAAAUCAUACCUACAAGGGUUUUUGCGGACAGCAUAGUAAAACCACUACUUGUGGAAAACGAGACAGAGAUAUUAGAUUCAGGAACAAGCUCUACAAAAUCGCCAGACAAAGAGAUGUUGCCUUCCCCACAGAGAACGGAGGAGAUGGCCUGCAGUCCACAACCAGGAACGGACUUGGGUGGCUCCAGAAUUUCUAAUGAUGAAAGCGCCCUUAUGAAUUCAUUUGAUGAAUUACAGUCACAAGAAAAAGAAAAAAUAAUAAAUAAAUUAGAUAAACUAAGAGAGAAGAUGUCUCAGGCCAAAAGCAAAAUAGGAAACAAAGAAAUUCAAACCAACAGGGCCAUUGGAGGCUCAGUGGACCUUCUCAAAUUUAGCCCACAGCCUCAAAAUAGGUCCAUAAAAUCCAAGGCAACGAUACAGACAAUUGUCUCGCCACCCCUAUUAGUUAAUCUGGAACCAGCCCUUCCUGCACCAGCCGGAAUGGUUACACCUACUAAAGAACAGCAAAAUGUAAACAAAAUUUCGACACAUUCCUCAAUGCCUGACCUGGAGUCAUCAUUAUCGGACGGAGAAUCUCAAGCUGAUGAUUUAGAAGCUCAAACCGCUAUCGAUAUGGACUGGACAGAAGACCCCUUGGGCCAUAUAAAUAAGAUGAUACACCCACGGAAGGGAAAUCUAAUAAUAGUUAAAACUUGUACCGACUUAAUCUCUGCCCCCCUAGGUGAUAAGCUCUCGGAUAAAACAAGGGAUUUCAGAGAGGAGACCAGAUCAAACCAGGACACUACCCCUAUAGGAUCGGGCGAGCAAAGCAUAAUUACAAAUAGCUCAAGAGGUACAUCUGUGCCAAAAGGAGAGAAGUCAUCUACUAUUAGUCAAAGGAAAAUUACUGACUUCUUUAAAUUUGACAACCCACCAAGAUCAGCGUUCCCCCCUUCCCCAUUGUGACUACCCAAACCUCAGUCAAACCCUCCCCCCGUUCUCCCGUUUAAGCUGGAACAUAGCAGGUUGGAAGGGGAAAAAAUCUGACCCGGACUUUGUAAAACUAAUAAACUCACACCAAGUAAUUCUCUUGCAGGAAACAUGGGAAGAGGGAGAGUAGAUAUUAAUGGUUUUGAUGUUACAUCAUUACCGGCAUGCCCGUCUACUAAAGGAGGCCGGCCCAGUGGAGGAUUAGUUAUAGCAAUUUCCUUGAAAAUACAGGCAAAACUCACGCUUGUAAAUGCUUCCAUCUUUGCAAUUACAGCCCUGAUUACGGGAAAAACUUUGAACUUGUUAUAACAAAUGUUUAUCUUCCUCCUGGAGGCAAUAUUGCAGACUUACACAAUAAAUGGGGAAUCUUGGAGGAACAUCUCACUCAUUGUCACUCCAAAUACCCCAAUAUACCCAAUGUUAUAGCAGGGGACUUCAAUGCUCGCAUUGCAACAAACUGGGAGUCUUUAAUCAAAGCCAAAUGGUGGAUAACCCCAGAAUUCAUUAAUGACCUCUCCCUCCAUAAUCAAAGACUUUCUAAAGACAAAAGGGUAAAUGAAGCAGGAACCCUUCUUUACCAAUUGGUACUACGUCUAAACUUAGUGAUUCUAAACGGGAACUGCCCGCCAGACGUACCGGGUGAGUUUACACACAUAAGCUCCUCUGCAAACAGUGUCCUGGAUUAUAUGUUAGUAUCUCAUGACAUAUUCCCCAAAUUUUCCCAUUUUAAAGUCGAAAACUUUCAACUGAGCGACCACUUACCGUUGGUCGCCACAAUGACUAUAGACUGGACCCCAGAUGGAGACAAGCACCCAACACAUCUGACUACGAACUCAGCAUUGCAAAUCAAAAGUGUAAAAUGGUCCGAACUACAGGCCCAAAAAUACUCAGCAUAUUUCCAACAAGGGCUAAAACAAGCAUAUUCAGGCCUAAUCGAGAAUUAUUAUGAUUAUGACCAAACUUUAAGAUUAUUCUCGAAUCUGUCAGAAGAUCUAACGUCUUUUUUCUCUGUCCCGACGCAUAAAAUAAAUAGAACACAAAGGAAGAUAGGUGCCUUGUGGUUCAAUAGUGCUUGUAAACAGGCUAGACAACUUCUUGGUAACAUCUACAAAGAGUAUAAAGCCUCCGGGGCAACGGUCUUGCCAAAAGAAUACUUCCAAGCAAAAUCAGCCUAUAAGCAAAUUCAAAAGGGAGCCAGACAGGAAUGGCAAGCGAAUCAAUGGCGAGCAAUCAUAGAAGCCUCAUCAUCACGGAACUCCAGACAAUUUUGGCUCCUGGUAAAUAAAAGAACUAAAAGAUACCCCUUGACUAUUAUUCCUGCCCCGGUUUGGGAAUCCUACUUAAAAAACUACUUUGCCACAACUGACUGUAUUGCUAACACAAGAGAUGAAUUUCAAGAUCAGCUUCCCCUCUGGCCCCCCACCGACCCGGAAGACAUCCUUGACUUGAUCGUUAAACUCAAAACAGGGAAAGCGCCUGGGCCAGACCUGAUCCCGGCAGAAGCUAUAAAAUACCACGCGGACUGGUGGGCUAAAGUUCUGGCGACCAUCUUCGACGCUGUUAACAACUCUGGAAAGAUCCCGGAAGUAUGGAAGGACGCUGUUAUCGUCCCAAUCCACAAAAAGGGCUCACCAGAUGACCCGGGGAAUUACAGAAAUAUCAGUCUGCUCUCAAUAGUGGGGAAACUGUAUGCCCGCUUCUUGCUGAACAGACUUAACCAAUGUGCCGAAGAGAAAAUUAAUUGGGCCCGAACAAGCUGGAUUCCGCCCAAAACAGUCAACAAUUAAUCAUAUUCUAAUUUUACAGCAUCUUGCCUGGAAAUAUUCCACCCCAAAGGGUGGCCAACUCUGUGUGGCAUUCAUUGACCUAAAGGCAGCAUUCGAUAGUAUCCCCAGGAGCAUCCUCUGGGAAAACUCUCCGCUGGGGCAUCGAUAGAAGGCUUCUCUGGCUAAUAAUCAAACUCCAUGAGAACUCAGCGGCUAGAGUGAGACUCACCCCGGAGGGUGAUCUCACCAAUCCAAUUCCCAUUAACAGAGGUGUCCGACAGGGUUGUAUAUUGGCUCCAUUCCUGUUCAACUUAUUCAUAAGCGAUAUGAGGACUCCCCUAAUAGAGGCUCAAGAAAGGAUUCAUGCACCCCGCCUAGCACUUUAUCGCUGCCCUUUGUUACUGUAUGCGGAUGACGCAGUCAUCCUUUCCUUUUCUAGAGUAGGUCUCAGGAGGGCCUUAAAAAUUUUUGGAUCGUACUGUAACGCAAAUUUCCUUACAAUUAAUUAUGGAAAAUCUAAGAUCCUAAUUUUCUCAAAGAGCCGGAAACUCCAUAAUUGGAGAAUUGAUGGGAGAGUCAUCGAACAAGUCUAUAGAUUCCAAUACUUGGGAGUUUGGUUACAACAUAACCUUAGAUGGAAGGCCCAUGUAGCCUAUGUUACAAAUAGAGCCAAAGCUAUCUCCUUGGCGAUCUUGCGAUUCUUCUUCACCGAUGGGGCUCUUCAUAUCCCAUCGGCGUUGAAAGUCUUCAAGGCCAAGGUGAUCCCGACAAUUGCCUAUGCCAUCUCAAUUUGGGGGACUUUUGUCAAUCUAUCUCACCUAGAGGUUAUUCAAAAUCAGUUUUUAAGAGGGAUAUUGAAACUGCCCAACUGUGUAAGUAAUACAGCGUUACGCAUGGAACUUAAUACUGUAUCCCUGGAAAACGCUCUGUGGAAGCACAUACUUUGUCACUGGUUAUCUCUAUGGCACAAUCUCCCAAACUUGUACUUGAUACAAUGUAUGUGGAGAGAUGAUUCCAGAGCCCAUGGGUAAAAAAUUUACAGCUGAAAAUAACGACAAUGGGAAUCUCCCCAUCCAAAUUACUAGAGCAGGACAUAGUUCCAGCUAAAAGAACAGUAACCUGUAAACUAGAGGAGAUGGACUUGCAGCAGAAAAUGGUCUUGGGCAAUGGUACCUGCUCACCUCUAAACCUUGGUUUAUCACCCCUCUUAAGGCUCCCAAACUAUUUGAAUUCCUUAACUUCUUCGGCUCAUAGAUAUGCCUUUGUAAAGGCAAGAUUCAACACCUUCCCAUCGAACAUGCUGAGAAAUAGAUUCUCCAAUGGACAGAUAUCGCUCUUAUGUGAUUGUAAUUGUGGGGCACCGGAAUCGUUGCAUCACAUAAUUUUUGACUGUGCUUUUCACUCAUCGGCUAGGAGCAAGUUUCUUGCCCAAUAUCUAAAGGGAAUUGCCGAUGAUACGAAUGAAGCCAAACUGAGAUAUCUAUUAAAUGAUGAUGACCCCCUAAGAUCACUCACGGUUGCCAGAUUCUUGAUCAGUGUCCUAUCCCUAAAGAAGAGAAACGGACUCCUGUGUGGCUCGGAAAAUCCCUUUAAACCAUGAUCUAUGUUUUAGGAUGUAACUAGGUGAAUCACCAUUGAUGUCUUUUAUUGAUUUGUGAGCAGAUGGUGAUGGUUAUGUUACAAAUUUAUUGCAACAUAUGAUGUUGGUCUUUUGUUUUUGUUCUGCUUUGGUUCUUGUCUGUUUUUUGUAAGUUUUGACGGUUUUAAAUUUGGAGGUUCAUGUACAUUAUGUUGGUAUGGGAAACUGUCGUGUGACGGGCCAAUGGCCGUAAUAAAGAUCAAUCAAUCAAUCAAUACACAGAGGAACUAUACCAGAAAGAUAUGGAUGUCUCGUACACCCCAGGUAGUGUGGUUGCUGACCUUGAGCCAGACAUCCUGGAGAGUGAAGUCAAAUGGGCCUUAGAAAGCUCUGCAAAUAACAAGGCCAGUGGAAGUGAUGGUAUUCCAGCUGUACUAUUUAAAAUCUUAACAGAUGAUGCUGUUAAGGUUCUACACUCAAUAUGCCAGCAAGUUUGGAAAACUCAGCAGUGGCCAGAGGAUUGGAGAAGAUCAGUCUACAUCCCAAUCCCAAAGAAGGGAAGUGCCAAAGAAUGCUCCAACUACCGCACAAUUGCACUCAUUUCACACGCUAGCAAGGUUAUGCUUAAAAUUCUACAAGGCAGGCUUAAGCAGUAUGUGGACCAAGAACUCCCAGAAGUGCAAGCUAGAUUUAGAAGAGGCAGAGGAACCAGAGAUCAAAUUGCAAACAUGCGCUGGAUUAUGGAGAAAGCUAGAGAGUUCCAGAAAGACUUCUACUUCUGCUUCAUUGACUAUGCAAAAGCCUUUGACUGUGUUGACCACAGCAAACUAUGGAAAGUUCUUAAAGAAAUGGGAGUACCUGGUCACCUCAUCUGACUCCUGAGAAAUCUCUAUGUGGGACAAGAAGCUACAGUUAGAACUGGAUAUGGAACAACUGAUUGGUUCAAAAUUGGGAAAGGAGUUCGACAAGGCUGUAUAUUGUCUCCCUGCUUAUUUAACUUAUAUGCAGAAUUCAUCAUGCGAAAGGCUGGGCUGGAUGAAUCCGAAGCCGGAAUUAAGAUUGCCGGUAGAAAUAUCAACAACCUCAGAUAUUCAGAUGACACAACCUUGAUGGCAGAAAGUGAGGAGGAAUUAAAGAACCUUUUAUUGAGGGUGAAAAAAGAGAGCGCAAAAUAUGGUCUGAAGCUCAACAUCAAAAAAACGAAGAUCAUGGCCACUGGUCCCAUCACCUCCUGGCAAAUAGAAGGGGAAGAAAUGGAGGCAGUAAGAGAUUUUACUUUCUUGGGCUCCAUGAUCACUGCAGAUGGUGACAGCAGUCAUGAAAUUAAAAGACGCCUGUUUCUUGGGAGAAAAGCAAUGACAAACCUAGACAGCAUCUUAAAAAGCAGAGACAUCACCUUGCCAACAAAGGUCCGUAUAGUAAAAGCCAUGGUUUUCCCAGUAGUGAUGUAUGGAAGUGAGAGCUGGACCAUAAAGAAGGCUGAUCGCCGAAGAAUGGAUGCUUUUGAAAUAUGGUGCUGGAGGAGACUCUUGAGAGUCCCAUGGACUGCAAGAAGAUCAAACGUAUCCAUUCUUAAGGAAAUCAGCCCUGAGUGCUCACUGGAAGGACAGAUCGUGAAGCUGAGGCUCCAAUACUUUGGCCACCUCAUGAGAAGAGAAGACUCCUGGAAAAGACCCUCAUGUUGGGAAAGAUGGAGGGCACAAGGAGAAGGGGACGACAGAGGAUGAGAUGGUUGGAUGGUGUUCUUGAAGCUACCAGCAUGAGUUUGAUCAAACUGCGGGAGGCAGGGAGGACAGAAGUGCCUCGCGUGCUCUGGUCCAUGGGGUCACGAAGAGUCGGACACGACUAAACGACUAAGCAACAACAUACAUACAUACUGUAUACAUACAUCCUAUAUAUACAUACUGGAAAGAAGUUUCAUUGAACAUAGCUGUAUACCUCACUCCUUAGUCUGAAGACAUUCUGAGUGUUUUGCAGAAUUCUUAAAAACACCAUAAACAACAACAUCUUUAACAUUACAAAACCCAACAGUACAGUAAACGCAGCAUAAAAGCCUAGAAGACUAAAAAUCUGAAAGACUUGGGCAAAUAAAUAGUUCUUACCAUGUAUGCAAAAAAUAAAUCAGUGCUGCAUACCUUCCCACAUUAAGUGUUCCAUAACUUUGGUACCUCUUCAGAAAAGGUCCUCUCAUUGGCCAUUGUCAUCUUACUUUUGGAGGUGUAGGACCCAGAGAAUGCUCCUUGAGGAAGACAGGUUUGUUCAGGAGAAGAUUGUCCUUCACAUAUCUGGGUCCUAGCCUGGUAAGAUGAGAACUAGCAAUUUGAAUUGCUCUUGGAAAUGGACUGGGAAUUGGUGCCAAUAUUUCACUGCUGCUGAGAUGUGCUUCAUAUGCUAAUCACAAAUCUAGUUUCUUUGUUUUGUACCAACUGAGGUUUCCAUGUUGUCUUAAAAGGCAGCCUUUGUACAAUGCAUUAUAUAGUACUCUUAAGUGAGCUUUUACCAGAGCAUGUGUAAGCUAGUCACACUAUCUCUUUCUGGGCAUGUUUAGUAUCAUCAUUAGUUAGUCAAAUGUUUUUUUGGGGGGUUUUUUGCAAAAAAUUUAUUAGUUUUUACAAUAUCAAUGACAAACAAAAACAUAAAACAAACAAAACAUAACAAACAUAAAUCAUAACCUUAUUGAAAAUAACAGUUAUUUACUUUGUAAAACAACUUCCUCAUUUCCCCUUAGUUGAAUUUCAUUGCAUAUCCUUAUAACGGUUUUCCAAAUCCCAAUUUUAAUACCCUUUAAAUUAAACAUUAACAUCUUUAAAUCUUCUCCUUCUUGUAUUAAACAUAUUAUUUUAUCAGUUAACAUAGAUACAAUCCUAAGCCCUUUAAGUAUCUGGACGCUAUUUCCAGUUAUUUUAGCUUAACAAAUUUAACUAAAUAAUCAUUAAAUUUCUUCCAUUGUUCGUGGUGUUCCUCCUCCUUCUGGUCGCGGACUCUUCCGGUUAGAUUGGCUAGCUCCAUGCAAUCCAUCAUCUUCAUCUGCCAUUCUUCUACUGUUGGUAAUUCUUGAGUUUUCCACUUUUUAGCUAACAAAAUACGAGCCACAGUUGUGGCAUACAAAAAUAGAUUAACAUCUUUCUUGGGCAAUUCCGAACCUGUUAUUCCAAGAAGAAAGGCCUCUGGUUUCUUUAUAAAUGUAUAUUUCAACAUUUUUUCAAUUCAUUAUAAAUCUUUUCCCAGAAGUCUUUCACCUUGGAGCAGGUCCACCACAUAUGAAAGAAUGUUCCUUCCUUUUCUUUACAUUUCCAACAUGUAUUAUCACAAUUAUGAUACAUCUUUCUAAUUUUACAGGGGUCAAAUACCAUAUAUACAUCAUUUUCAUAAUAUUUUCCUUUAACAAAGUACAUGCGGUGAACUUCACCCCUUUCUUCCACAAUAUUUCCCAGUCCUCAAACAUUAUGUUAUGUCCUAAAUCUCUUGCCCAAUCUAUCAUCACCGAUUUAACUUGUUCAUCUUUCGUAUGCCAGUCCAGCAAAAGCUUGUACAUUUUAGAUAAGUUUUUACCUUCAGUAUCUAACAACUCCAUCUCCAACUUAGAUUUUUCCAAGGCAAAACCAUUUUUCUUAUCCAGUUUAUACAAUUCGUUAAUCUGGUGGUAAUGUAGCCAAUUUAGCUUAUCUUUAAUUUGCUCAAAUGGUCUUAAUUUAUAGCCUUCCUCUUCCUCUAUUAAUAAGUCAUAAUAUCUCAACCAUUUGGUAUCCAUAUUUAAUUUUUUCUGGGCCUUUGCCUCCAUUGGUGAAGUCAAAUGUUCUUUAUGAUACAGAAACUAUUUGGGUCUCUAAAUUUAAGGCUGGGUAUAAGGGCAGCUCAACAUCUGGUUCUGAUUCAUUAGGGAGAGAGCAGUCUAUGUAGAAAGGGAUCCACCUCUGAAGCGAGAUGAACCACUCACCAGAACUUCCUCCAUCUUAAUCCAACUUCAGUUUAUUGGUCCUCAUCCAGUUCAUUACCAACUCAGGGACCAGUUCAGCACUUUCACAGCUUCAAUCUAAGAAAAAGCAAAAUAGAGUUGUACAUCUACAUAUUGAUGACAUCUCACCUCAGAUAUCUAGAUGAGCUUGUUCAGUGGUUUCACAUAGUUCAGAGAAGGAGAACCUAUUGCCCUCAAAUAUUACUGGAUUACAACUCCCAUCAGUCCCAACCAACAUGGUCAGAGGUAGGGAUCAUGGAAAUUGUUGUCUAAUCGCAAUUGUAGGCCACAGGAUUGAUCCUCACCCCCAGUGCAGAUAUUAAAUAGGCUAGGCAACAGUAUCAGAAUUUGCAUGUUAUAUAGGAAGAAUGGGAAUUAUAAGAAGCAUAUGAAAAAGAAAGUUCUUAAUAAGGGUGAACUCAUAAAGAAUAUGGGAGACAUUUUGACCUUCAGGGAACCAUUUCUCCAUAGACUCAUCUUCCAAGGAAACACUUAAACAUUUCAGAGCACUCUAGGUCAUGAUUCAGGGUAGACAGUAAAUUCACAGGUAAGUUUCCCUGGGUGUCCUCAUUGUACUGUAUGAAGUGUGCAUGCUAGAACAUGUCCACAGCUUGACACAAAUAUUAGUAAUGGUGGGCAAUCUGUCUCUCAAGAGAGCUUGUGCAUUAUUACUUCACACCGAGGAACUCCUCAUAGACUUCCAAGGUUUUCUUGGAAUAAAUUCUCAUAGAGUCAAAGGUUUUCUUGUAACAAAUGUGCAAAUCACCAGUAUAUGAGCAAUUGUGUGCCAUCUUCAGGGUGAUGGCCAUAGCUUGGUUGUAGAGCAGAUGCAAAAAAUCCCAGGCAUCUCCAGAUGGGUGAAUAAAGCUUCCUGUCUGAAAUGCUAAUCAGGGUAGACAAAACUUAACGUAGGACAAAUGGUCUGACUUUAUAAGGCAGCUUCCAUUGUGGAUAGCUACUAUUCUUCCUAAAUUUACUCUGCUUAUUAUCUAUUGGCUUUUUAUACGCUUCCACCCACAAUAUGUCAGAUAAGCACAUGCUGAACUGCUUUAGUUCUUCCCUUUGACCUCUUUCUAAACUUAUGCCAUGACUACAUUCCUGUGUAACCUGACUCACAAAAUUCCUGUUUAGAUCUUUAGGGUAGAUAAAUUUAGGUGGCUAGGCAGAAAUUUAUUUAUAGACAUUAAUAACUGGGAAGGGAGAAAAUCCACAAUAACUUUAAUUUAUUUCUAGGCUCAAAUAACUCCUUGCUGGGAAAAGUAGAAGAUCGAGACUGGGCAGAUUGUUUACCUGGUUAGUAGACCGUUAAAGGUUACAUGAUUGUGUUCUUGUGUCCUCCUAUAUGUGCGGUAACAAAAUGUGGGUGGUUAAAACCACCUCAUUUCUCAAUUUGAAGCUGUACAUACCUGAACAGUAUUUGUCGGUACUGACAUCUAUUUGACCAUGAUUGUGCAGAACAGCAUUAGAGUAUCUUGUUGAAUCUUUCUUACUUCGAGGAAAAGUCUUCUGUAGAAAUGGAGAGGCAACAAGGGACAAGAGGAACACUUACAUUACUAUCAUUAAAGUGAAUUUCCUAUGUUCAGAGUGCCCUGUGAGAGGCUGCUCAGCUCCCUGAGAAUGUAGAGACUGAAGCAGCUUGGUUCAAGCUAGGCAAGAGGGGAGCCAGAAGGAGCCAACUGGUUGGUAAGCUGCCACUUGACUACCCCUUUAAUAAAUCGGGUAGCCAACAUGGUGACCUCCAGAUGUUGUUGACCAUUAACCCUGACCAUUGGCUCUUAUGACUGGUUGGUUAUUCCUGCCAUGAGGUAUGCUGGACCCUUGCAGUUUGAGGCUUUGAAGAUAAAUGCCAAGAAAAUGAUAAUAUGUGAAGCUGAAAAAAUACAAGUGUUUCCUUUCGUCUUUCCUGACUCAUCCAAUAUUAUUCUUCCUUGGAUGACCCUGCGUUCUAGUAUUAUGACAGUGGGCAGCAAAGCCUCUCUUCAUCCACACCAUGUAUAUUUUUAUACCCUGGUGUUUUGUCCAGAAAAAGGUUGAGCAAGACUUAUUUUUCUUUUUACUUGAUAAAUUUAUUAUUCCCUUGAACAGAUGUUAAUAUAACUGGCCUGUAAUUUCUUGGAUCCUCUCUGAAUGCCUUUUUAAGAGCUGAUGUUACACUGACCACUUUCUCGUUCUUGGGUAUGGAGGCUGAUCUUAUGGAUACUUUGCAUAAUUUUGUUAGAAGAUCUGCACUUUCACAUGUCAGUUGGGUCAGUUGGGUAGAGUUAGGCAAGUGCUGGCCUAAGGGAUCUCCUGUCAUUAUGCUUUGCCCCGGCUUCCAAGACUCUCUAGGUCUAGGACUUCCAGAUAAGUUAGCUCAUGCACAAGGAUCUCCCCUACAUCUUCCACAGUGAAGAGAAAAACAAAAGAUUUCAGCUUCUUGCCAAUCUCCUUUUACUCUUUUAACAUUUUAAGUCCCUUCUAUACCAAAAGUUCAACCACCUCCUUAGCUGGUUUCCUACUCCUAGUAUAUUUAAAGAAUUGGUGGUGGUGUUAAUUGUGGGAUUUGUGAAGGCAUGCAUAUGGAAGAGAGGAAAAUAACAGGAGGCUAUAGUGAAGACUGCUUCAUAUGUUGCUGUAACACCUGAAACAGUGCUUCAUGAAUAUAGUUAGACCAGGAAACUGCUUUGAAAAGUUCUGGAAAGAAAACCCUUUGAAAAUAGCAGAAGAGAUGGCAAUGCCUUUGUUUAAAGACCCCAACACCUUGGGAGAGGUUGAUUUAUCAACUUGUAACACAACUUAAUAGUGAAAACAAUCCAGCAUGAGAGCAGUUGACAGGAAAUGCCCUUUCUUGUACCUUCAUAGGACCGCAUGUUUAUGUCCUUUCACAAUGUAGCCAUUCUGAGAUAGCUAAAGUCUAUGUCCUAUUUUGUUUCCAAAAGAAGACUGUAAGAACUAGAGUGCUGCUUCUGUUGAGGCAGGCUGGGUGACAAAUUCGUACUGGAAGUUGUUAGUCUUUUCUUGCCCCACCCCCACCCCACCCCACUGUGUUCCUGGUGAGCACCCACAUUUCAGGAGAGAACUGAAUAGUUGUUACUCUGGUAUUGAUUCAUCUCUUAACCCACCAAAAGAAAGAGCAGAGAAAUAUGAUUGUGUUGGGGAUGGGAAAUAGAAUUUCUGGGAGCUAAACUCUCAGAACUGGUCGCACAAGUAUUGUGGCUGAGAAACAAAUUUGAUUGCUGGCAGGCAAGGUUUUGCUACCCAGGAGCAAGGUAGCAGGGAUGUUGUAUCAAAGGGUUUUGACACCACUUAGUGUUUUAAGGCUGUGAAAUGGGGCAAAUACCUUAUGCUUCCUCCAAAUUUCAUGGGUAUUAAAAGACUCUUGGAGAGUUUGUCUGUUUUAAAUGACAGUGAUCAAGAAAAUAGCAUCUUUCCUCCACAUUAACACUCCAUAUAAAAUCUCCUUUGUUCUUGACCUAAGGGCCUCAGCCUCAAAAAGUGUUUGGCUGGGGGGAGACUAGAGGUUGGGAAGAGUCAGCUGCACACAUAUGAACCAUAGUUGCUGCAUUCCCUCGAUCAUUUUGGUUGCCCUUUUCUGAACGUUUUCAGUUUGGAGAAGUCCCUUUAGAGCGCUUCACAAUUUUGGGCAAAAGAUUCCUGAAUUGCAGGAGGCUAGCCUAGAUAAUCCUUGUGGUCCCUUCCAACUCUGCAAUUCUAUGGUUCUAUGAUUCUUUUGUUUUAAUGACUCUGAACACCAUCAGCAGACCUGGCUGCCUCACUACUUGCACCUCAUUUUAGAUAGUUUAUGAACAAGUCACUUUUUAAAUAUUGAUAUUACAUUGACAACUUUCCAGUCCUGAAGUAUGGAGGCUGAUUUGAGGGGCAAGUUACAUAUUUUUGUUUAGAAGAUCAGCAAUCUCACAUUUGAGUUCUUUGAGAAAACUAAGGUGGGUACCAUCUGGACCUGGCUAUUUGUCAGUUUUUAUUCUAUCUAGGAAGAUUAACAAAUUCGGUGUUGUACUUAACAAGGUAGUGCUAGUCAUGAGCAACCAAGAAUUUCAUGCAGGUGGAUAUGUAUGAAAGUUGAUGGCAGAAGGAUCAUACUCACAUACUUCUUUACAAGACUGAACAAAUGUAUUAUGGUGUAAGCUUUCACAGACUAGAGUCAACCUCAUCAGAUACAAGAAAUGUUAUCCUAGGUUGGCAAGUAUAUAUAUACAGUGGUACCUCGGGUUAAGUACUUAAUUUGUUCCGGAGGUCCAUUCUUAACUUAAAACUGUUCUUAACCUGAAGCACCACUUUAGCUAAUGGGGCCUCCUGCUGCCGCCGCACUGCUGCCAGAGCACAAUUUCUGUUCUCAUCCUGAAGCAAAGUUCUUAACCCAAGGUACUAUUUCUGGGUUAGCUAAGUCUGUAACCUAAAGCAUAUGUAACCUGAGGUACCACUGUAUAUUCAUAUGGGUAUGCAUUGAAAAGCUUAAACCAAAUAGUAAUGAAACUGUUUUAGUAAAUAUUUUGCUUAACACUUUAUCAGAAUUCAGAUAAUCCUCCAAACCAAGUCUCUCAAGUCCUAGUUUUGAUGAUGAGGCAUGAUCCACAGACUUAAGUUCUCCAUCUUUCCAACCCUAGGGUUCCAAAAUUUUGACUACAAAUAACCAAGCUGACGUAAAUAGUGACAGUGACAGUCUUGGCCUUUUGUCUGACUGUCAAAGAUAGGAGUUGGCAGGUUGGCUGGAAUACAUUUUUUAUUACUGGUAGUUAGCAAUAUCUGUAGGCUGGUUUUGCAAGAUUGCGUGAUCAUGGAUAGGAAAAAGUGAUGGCAGAAUAGUGCAGUGGUUUACUCUUUUGGGAUGAUGCUGAUUACAUUAUACGCAUACUUCCACUGGUUUUUCUAGUUCCUAUAGGACACUGGGUUUGUUGCACAUAAAUUCUGUUGCCAUGUCUAAUCUGUUUGUCAAUAUUUUUGCCACCUGGACUGUGAAAAGGCUCAAGACAUAUGACCUUCUCAUGUUCUUACCAACUAGUUAACCCUUAACACUGGGCUUAUCUUUUGAUCUACUCACAAAAGCACACAAGGACUGCUACACUUGUUUAUUUGCUAGGCAAGGAACUGGAAUGUUGCAUAUCCUGUCUUCUAGGAUGAGGUCCAUGCAGCUUAUGCAAUGUACUAUUCUAUUAUACAGUUGACUUAAUUGAGGAAUUAACUAUGUGCAAAUCUUGAAAGUUUGAGGAUUCCACUUUUAGCAUUUGGUGAAAUUUUAGCAGGAUUAACUAAAAUUCUUUUAUUGAAUGAGUGUUUUAGUUAAUUUCAAAAGUGCAUGUUAACUAGUCUAAUAUAUGUUCAGAGUUUUUCUUACCCGAUUCCUGUAUUAGCAACAGCAUAAAAAGGAAUAAAUUCCAGGGUCUAAAAAUGAGUCUAUUGAAAUUCAUCUUGUUAGUUUUUGUCCACUUCUCCAAUCUGUUAUAAAGUCAUAUUGAAUCCUGUCUUCUGCAGUAUAAGCUACCCCUCCCUGUUUUGUGCCAUCUUCAGAUUUGUUGAGUAUCCCCUCCGUUCCUUCAUCUAAGUCAUUCAGAACCUAUGACACUGCACUUGCUUUUUUUCUGGGCAGGUGAGAAAUUGUUAGUGAGCCAUCUUGGGUUUGGUCGGCUACAACCAGCUACAAAUCCACCUAAGUUACAUUGUUAGUUCCAUGGUUCCCUAAGCAUUUAUUUCAAGUAUAAAAAAUGAGCUGCCCAUUAUACAUGUUCCUACUAAACAGGCUUAUUCUGCUUUGUAGCAGCCUAGUACUAACACCUCCCACCUUGAAAUUUCUGGUUUGUUUGUUUGUUUUUACUCCCUGAGGCCAGGAUUCUAUUUUACUUUUCCUUGAGGUAUAUUAUUUUGUUUGAUAGGAAGAACAGAAUAUGAUUUUGCCUGUAGGAUCUUAAUAGCUAGGUGUUUUACAGUUGAGCCAGCAAAAGUUGAAAAACACUGCUUUAGUCAGCAUUUCAUUCCUUGGAUUUCUUCCUAGAUUUGAAGAUUAAAUAAAAUGCAAAAUGAACUGAAAGACUCAUCGUUGUCUUUAUAUUUGGCAUAACUAAGUUAUUAGUAUUCUUUAAUGCCAUAGAUGUGUAAAUACAAAGAGAAUAUGUGUGAUUCAGCAAAUGGUGAAAGCACUGUAAUUUGACAUGAUUAGAGGCAAGAGCACACAACUUGCUGCUAUUGUAGGGAAUAAUUUUAAAUUAGCAAGACUAUAAAGCAUAAUGGGUGCCUCAUUUGGCUUUUUAUAGCUAGAAACCAGCAGCAUGCAAUUGUUCUUUUAUUUCAGGCAUCAGGGGUUAUUAGAACAGUGGUAAUGAUAAUGUAAACUGGCCCCUGGAGUGGGGAGAGAACCCUGCUGCUUGAAAGUAACAAUAUGGCUAAGGACUGAGAAGGUAAAAAUGCCUGGAGUCUGCACACGGCACUCUCCACCACUGAUGCAUGCUUAGGGGCAUCCUUUAAUUCCUACCACCACCCUUAAGCUCUGACUGUUGUUGGUCAGGGCUCACUGUUUAAAUUUAUUACAAUGCUGUGGAACUCUACUACAUCAAGGUUAUUGUGGAAAGUGAUGCCUAGUGCUUAUCAUGGCACUUCUGCCUGCCAGACAGCCUCUGCAACCACCACCAGGUAAGCCCUCUAUGGAAAAUCCAUAUAGGAGUAGCCCCAAGGGACAGGACUUUGCUGAGGAAUCCUUCAAGCCUUUAACUGGUCAGGUUGGCUUCUGUAGCAGCCUUCGUAUAGCCACUGUUAAUGCUACUUAAAAAUUUCUCUUUGCUUUUGAUGUUAUAGCGCAGCAUGGGCAGGUUUUCAAAGGUUCUUCCAUCAGGAAUCCAUUCCAUAUUGACUGGGAAUCCUCAAGUGUCUGCUGUGGAAUUCAUGAUACUGAAACAAAUCCGUGAGUGUAGGUAGCUCACAUGGAACACUGGCCAGUCCUGCUGGGUCUCAUCAGUGUAUCCUAGGAUGCAUCCAACACACUCUAGCUGCUGCACAUUGCUUGGGAAGAACAAGUAGUGGACGAGCUUUUAGAGGUAUUUCCCCCUUGUUACCAAUCUUGUUACCAAACACUCAAGCUUGCAUAGAAUGCCCAGCUCUCUUGGAAUACAGCUUGAAAACCAGUGAGCUGAAUAAAGCCUCAUUUCCUCUAUCAGUAAUCAGGGGACUUUUAAAAGCUGAGUUUCUUUAAACUUUAGAGCAGGGUCUCCCAAACCAGUUGUUGGGACUACAACUUCCAUCAUCCCUAGCUAGCAGGACCAGUGGUCAAAUAUGAUGGGAAUUUUAGCCCAAAAACAACUGGAGACCCAAGUUUGGGAAACCCUGGUUUAGAGUAAUAAAGUACUGCAAAUACUUAAGUUCUAGCCUGAUAACUGCAGCAUAUAUAAUUUAUAUAGUUCUUCACAUUUUUAAAAGAAACACCUAAGCAGUUCACAAAUAUUACAAGCAAAGUACAAAAAAUGCUAUAAAAUAUUAGAGAUAAAAAUCAAAAAUUAUAAAUACAUUGCAGAACUUCCAUCAUUUAAAAUACAUUAACACAGCCAGUAACAGAACAGUUUAACUCUUCUAAACAUUAAAGAACACAAUGUGUGAAACAUUAAGUAGAUGGGGCUUCGGGAAUCUCUUUUAAGAGGCUGCUCCAGAGGGUUGUUGAAGCAGCUUAAAAAGCUUGCCAUGGAAUUUCAUGCACACUGGUGAAGGAGAGACAGGGUGCUGCAUCUCUUACCUGUGCCCAGCAUAGGGCUACUCACUUUUGUAGAACCAGAACAAGAUGCUUUUUAUUGAUUAUCAGCUUUAUGCAACUGCAUAGGAAAAUGAAAGUAACCACAAGAACACUAAUGGGUGGAGUCUUGGCUCCAACCUAUAAUACCUGGAGACAAUGUUUAACUUGUAUCAUUACCCAUUACUACAGAAACCAGUUGGGCUGCCAGAGGAGGCAAAGCCCUUCCUCAUUCGUCAUAGAAAUUGCAGGUAGCUGCUAAAGGAGAAUCAUAACUCUUUUUAGCCUAAGAAGCAUUUUUUGUGAGGCAAUAACUUUUGUGGGUUCAUUUAUAAGCCUAAAAUAAUGCCCAGUUUUACACAUAUGGUAGUAAAGAACCAAUUCAGAAACUGUUAUUGAAUAACACCACAUGGAACAUCUGCUUUCUGAUUCAGUCACUGAGGACUCAACAGACUAGUUCCAGCUUGCCAUACUUAGGAGGGCUUUUCACUUUACCAUCGUGCAGACAGGUGUGGAUUGUCUUUCAUCGCUAAGGUCAGGUCUGAGUUUUUAACAGUCUGAGCAGCUUCCUUUUAUGGACUUAAGAGAAGUAAUGAGGUACAUUCAACACUUUCUUGGAUGUUAGAAAUCUGAGCCUCGGUGGUUAAGAGCUACCUUGAUUUGAUCUCCAAGAAUUUUGUGUAAAACUUGGGCAGUAAUGGAGUAAAACAUCAGUAUUUGAAAGAAAGUUUAUUUUACUCUAUUUUUUUUCCUGUCAGGACUUCAAGGUGGCUGACAACAAUGAAGAAUUUAAACAGAAGCUGAAAUUGUAUGUUGGGCAGCUUACGGUCCUUCCCCCUUUUUUCUGUACAUUAUGAUGAGCCAGCAUAAUUUUUACCCCAUUGAAUGCAGACCUUGGCCAAUCUAGAUGGGUUGCUUGAAGUGGUAGUAAGUUGUGAUUGGCUUGAUGGGUCACAAGGUGUUCAGGGCUGUGUUAAAUAUGUAGAAAUCUGAGGGCAUAAAGCAGGGAUGGGGAACAUGUGGCCUUCCAGAGAUCCUCCAGAUUACAACUCCCUGGCAUAGAGACUGGCCUUCCAUUACUCUGAUAUUUCAUUUUGUUGUGUUGGGGAAAUACUGGGGUUCCAGACCGAUACCCUGGGCUGCCUGGAAUAGCCAAUAGAAUUCAUACACUAAUUAUCAGUCAAACAGGAGGUCAUUAUUUAGCAUUGCAAGGGACACUAAUUAGGCCGAGAGGAAAGCGCCUCAUUGGAUAGAAGAUACAGCAAUAUUUAUACUUUAAGAAUUCCUAAACAACAGCUAUGUGUCCGGCUAAGUCAUGUGGCAUAUCAACUGACAUAGCAACAGACUUCAGCCUUACCUCCUCCUUCCAGCAGUUUCUCCAGCAAACACAAUAUUCACAUUCAUUUCCUCAACCCUUCUCUCACACAUUUCAAUUCUAUAAUGUCAGUUUCUCCCACAACAUAUUUUUAGUCCUUUUUCAUUACAUCUCUGCCCUGUUGACCAGUCUCUUUCCUCUUAAAUUGUUAUGAGUCUCUAUCAUAACAAAUAUUAAAAACAGAUGUAAAAUAUAUCUUUAUUAUGUGAUUAUGAAAUGGGCUAGGUUGGAAAUGUAAAAUAAAGUUACAUAAAUACACUAGUUAGAUAUUUUACUGAGGGUUUGUACUUUGUUUAUAAUUACCAUCUGCAAGGGUCACAAUGAAUAUUUGCUGAAUAUGACUUUAGUUACUUAAUGAAGGGUGUUAACUGCUUGCAAAGUUAAUAAUCUUCUUGAAUGUGUAUUAUAAGAUGCUUGGGUGAUAACAAAAAUAUUCUCUUCUAAGUUUGUAUUAAAAUUGUCUAAGGAAGUGACACAAAUAUCUGUAUCUGUUUAUAGUUGCAAAACUGCUCAGCUUAAAAGCAUCUCUUCUCAGACAGCUUUGUCAAUGUCAAGCAAUAAAUCUGUCAGCAGACUGAAAAUGAGUUUUGAAUUGGAUCAUAAGUUGCAAAAGUAGCAUUAAUGUACCCAAUGACAUCAGUCUUAACUGGGUGGGUGGAGAGUGGAUCAAUUGCAGGUAAUUUUAAAUGGCCUUACAAACAAAUGUCUUCAGUUAUCUAAAGUACAUUACUUAUAUGUAAAUAUUGUAUCUUUUACUACAUGAAAUUUGUAUACAUUGCAGAGUAAAGUAGUGAUCUCAUCUUUUUAAUUAAAAAUUCAUUUGAUGGUUUGAAAUAUUACCUAAUUUUAAAUUUUUCCUUUCUACCUUAUCAAGUAGGAAGGGGCAGAAUUUGUUCUGUAAAGAUCCUUUGCAGCACCUCCCGUAGUUGGAAAUAUUGGGAUAAUUUGUUGACAUUUCACACAACUCCUGCCACUGUUGCUGAACAGUGGUUCAUAGUUCUUAUUCACAUCAGUAAAGGUUUACCAACCCAAGCCACAAGGCAGAGAAUGUAAAGUCAGACUAAUUAGUGACCUCACGUGAAGUGCACAUUGCAGGGGAAGAUCUCUAACCAUAGAAAAGCACUAUCGUUUGCCCUCAAUCAUUUUCUUAUUGAGGCUGCCCUGGUGAGAAUUUCAUGGAUAAAAUUUGAAAGAUACUGUCUACCAUACCACUUUUUUUGUUAAAGAAUAUUGGCCCUUAUUUCAUCAAAGAUAAACUUUUAAAAGUGUACUUAAACAAAACAGGCAAGGAAAAGAGUGACCUGUGACAUCACAGCUUUCUCCCAGAAAACCAGACUUGGAUCAGUCUGCUGGUGUAACAUUCUGAUAAGCAUUUGUUUCUUCAUUUUAGGUAUCUUCUCUUCACUACCACCAAAAGACCUGCCUUGCCCCCUAAUUGUAAACACGCCAGAUGUUGGGUGCCAUGGCUGAGACUGCAGGAGAAGAGCCGGUCUUCAAACUUGGAGAACGGUGCCAUGAGUGUGGGCAGCUCCACUUGUUGCUAGACAAUCAUCUUUAUAACUUCCAGGAUGAAGUGGAUGAUGAGCUCACUUGCCAUAUUUGCCUUCAGCCUUUGCUGCAGCCUAUGGACACACCUUGUGGACACACAUACUGUUUUAAGUGCCUUGAGAACUUCAUGCAGGAGUAUGACUUCUGCCCUAUGGAUCGGAAAAAGCUGUCCUUCCAUCAGUGCCGGAAGUCUUCCCUUUUAGUGCGGAAUUUACUUGAUAAGCUCAUUGUCCUCUGCCCCUUUCAAGAAGAUUGUAAGCACACUAUGCAACGGUAUGAGUUAGAGGCUCACUUGCAAAACAGGUGUGUAUAUGGUUCAGUAGUGCCAUUAACUAUACUUGCAUCUUAUCCUCUCUGGCUCCUUCACCUUUAUUAGUAACUUCUAAUUUCUGUUUAUUUUUGGCCUGAAUAUUGCAUAUAUUAACAAUAGAGGGCAACUGGGCAGCAUUCUUGGUUAAGAAAUAGAUCGCUUGACUGCUAAAAUAUGUUAAUGGGCUAGUUCCCAUUUUUCAAAUGUAUGUAUUCGUGUGGAAGUUUUCUGUUUCUUUUUUUAUAAUAAUAUUUAUUAAAUUUUCUAUUUUAACAAUCCAAUAAAAAACAAAUUAAUAACAUUCCAAAUUAUACAAUAAUCAAACAAUCAAAAUUUUAUUCCAAAUUAUAAGUCUUGGGUUGGCUUCCCAUGCCCUGAGGUUCGGGGGGUGAUGAUGAUCUCACAUUUAUGCUGCUUCUCUUAAUUAGUCCAGGUAGUUCCAAUAAAACAAUCCGAUGUUAAUCCUUCAUUUAUUUUUAACAGCCUCUGAGUUCGUCUGACAGGCAGGUUAGACCAAUAUAGUAUGUUUCUUUGUGGGUGUUUUAAAUAGCGGGCCAGUCUUAUGAAAGUGCCAUCCUUCCUCUUUCUGGAGUAAUUUUAAUUCCCCUUUCCUUUCCUGACAUAAUCAUAGUCUUAUGUGUAUGUGCUAAUGUAAGCCAUCUUUCUCUAGAUUAAAAUUUUGACUAGUGAAGAAAGCUAUAUGGAUAGUUUCAACAAAAAUGUUUUUACAUUGUCAAACAUAGGAAGUUUUUUACUACAAUCUUAGCCUCACUUCUGAGUAGACAAGGUUAGGAUUGUACUGUUAAGUUGCAAAGCUGCUGAUGGCUCUCACAAGCACCUGCAUGUGAAGAGCUGCUGGUCUAAUUGGACUUUAAUUGUUCAUUUGGCAAGUAUUCACACAACAAGUUGAUAAUUUCUAUUAUUUCCUAUGGGAACAUUUCUAAUCCAUGAGAUAUCUCUUCUCUAUCCCUCCCUGGUUUCUGCCUGAGAUCGCUGCAGCCAAUCAGGAAAGACCAAACAAAGGGAAAACAGCUCUCCUCCCUGAUUCUCCAAUCUCGAUCCCUGCCCCUUUGAAAUAGUUUCCACCAACCAGCAAAACACAAGAAAGAAGUGGCAAACUCUAGCUGAUUGGUUAUUUGAAUUCUUUGUGUUCAGAUAACUGAGAUUUCAGAUACCGAGCUUUCCAGUAGUGGCACCUGCAUGUAUUACAGCCUUUCCACUGUAGGUUGUGGUGUGCCUAUUACAUUUAUUUCAGUACUAGACUGUAAACAGAACCUAUCUUGUGUUUGACAUAUAUAUCAUACAUAUCAUGAGCUAAUAAAAAGAGCAAACAUGUUUCAGUAAUUUGAAGGCUACGUGUUUGUUUCUAUCAGAACAACACACUUUUUUUCUGUAGCAGUAAAUAUCUUUGCUCCUACUUAACUACUGUUGAUAAUGGAUCUGAAGACAAAUCAUCCUAUAAAUUAGCCAUUAAGGUGUAACAUAGCAGACUGGUGCUGAUACAGACUGACUGAAGACUGUCCAGAUGGCAAUUGAGUUAGAAUUUGGGUAUGUCUGAAUGUUACUUUUUAAAAAAGUUAUUUUUUCUGAUAUAGUGCACACUAAAAAAAAGAUAUUUUUUAAAAAAUACCAAAACAAUUCAUAAUUUGUAAAACAGCAUUGCAAACAAAGUCCAAAAAUUUAAAAUAUUCUAAUAUUUUGUCCUCAAUCUCUUAAUUUUAUAAAGAACAGAUAAUGUUUUGGCGAACUAAGACCUUAUUAACUAUUUCUAAUUAGGCUAUGUAUUUAAUGAGCCCUGUAUCACUCCUUAACUGAUCCAAAAAUGAUUAAGUUGUCUCCAACUAAGUUUUACUCAGAGUAGACCUAAUGGACCUAAAUUAGUCACGUUAAUUAUUUUGAGUGAGUCUACUCUGAGUAGGAUGUGCAUUAGGUACAACUCACCCUUCCUCAAGCUGGUGUGUGGACAGCUUGUUAUUCUGAAAAAACAUUUUUUAGAUGUUUUCAUUUAUUGUUUGUUUGGCUACCACCCUAGGCACCUUUGAAAGGAUGAGCAGGAUAUACAUCUAAUAAACUAAUAAACAGAAACAGUAGUUCAAGUCAGACUAUCCUGGAAAUGGGCCAUGGAUUUGUGACUUCCCUCCUUCCUUCUCAGUUGGCUUGACUCUUAUCUUAUUCAACACAAACAGUAGUUUGAACAUUUGCCAUCUCUGCAAGCUGAAAGUGAAGCCAAGAGAGAGUGGGAUGGAAGAAAAUAUGUGAGACUUCUGCUAAUUUGGCUUUUCAGUUGAGCCAAUGGGUUAUAAAUGGAUAAUCUAUUUACAUUUAAGAUUUAAACCCACCUGGUAACACCUGGUACAGAGUCUCAAAUAAACAUGAAUAGUUACGCUUCCUCUGAAACAUGGUUCUCCUAACUAAAUGAGUGUAGUUCUAAUGUUCUUCUGAAUCAGUAUCAUUGAGGAGUAUUUCCGAAGUAUAUGGCUUGAGGAUUUUGGUCAUAGUGCUUUGGUGGGCUGCAUGGAAACUUUUGAGUUGAGGAAUAUGGAUGCCGAGUCAAAUAUAAAGCUACACUGGAGAUAUAGAAGAUGAGAUGCUUCCUAGUUAAUUUUUGCCCUAAUUGUCAAAACUUAAAUACACACUAAUGAUAAUGCUUGGCAGCAUCACUGAUAAACCAAAGAAAAAAGGGGGAUCCUUAUUAACAUAAUUCCGAACUUAGUGCCAACAAGUCCUCAUUUUGACUCAUCAAUGUGCCCCCCCCCCAUAUACCCCUAAGCUCUAAUGCAUCUGGGAGUCUAAAUUUGCUGUCUUGUUCAUUCCUUGGCAGCCCUAGAGAGAGCUUAACAGUUGAAAAAAAUUCUUUGAGCUAAGCAAACUUAAAAAAAAUGAAUCACUGUAACCUGUUAUAUAAUUGACUUGACAGAAAUCAUUAGAAAAUAUAUGGGACGUACAAAGCACCUCUUGAAAACUAAAGGUGUGGACUACCAAUAUGCUUAAUUCACAGCAAUUCUUUUGCUCUUCUUCAGUCCCAAAUAUUUGCUUAUGCAUUAAAAGAUGCUUAUAUUGUAACAUACAGUGCUUGAUUAGCAAACAAGGGAGCAAAUGAGAGUUACUCCAUAGCAAAUGAAAGUAACGCCUUUCUCUCCUCUCUGAUUUCUUAAACUUACUGAUUUAUUUAAGCUGACAAUGACAUCUGCAUAUUGGAUAGGAAAACUACGUGAAAGCAGCCACCCCACCCAUCCUGUUGGUGGAAACUGUGUGGUUGUCAAAACUUGUGUUGCUUUGUGAAGUACUUGUAUGUCCCUAUCAUAAUGGUGUGUAAUGAAAGAUAGAUCUCCUUUCAUAGAUGUUUGCUUUCUCGUGCAGGUGUCCUGGGUUCAAGAAGUUCAAAGCUCAUCUUGAAAGGAAAAAGAAUCCUCGCUUCAGGUUGAAGGGAGAUUCUCUUUCCAGACAGGAAGCGAGUACUGUAAAGGAGCCUGAGAUAUUGAACGCAGUGCCGUCCCUUGUUUCUGGAAGUUCAAUAGCUGCAGUGGUUUCCCUGGAGACACCGGAGCCUGGAUUGAUUAAUCCAGCCUUUGAUGGGAGUGAAGAAGGUAUGCAUUCAUCUCUCAGAAUGAAUUCUAUGGUCAGAGAAAGCAAAUCUGCCUUUGCAAAAAUUAUUUUGAGUUUUCAUUCCAUCUGAUAAGUUUACAAAAAUUCAUUAGUUUGUGGUAAAAGAGUUGAAAGCUACAGUUUUAUAAGCAAGGCUGCUCAAAUUGUGGUACAGUCAAACCUCAGUUGUCGAACAAUCAGUUCCAAAAGCCUGUUUGGCUUCCGAAAUGUUCGACAAUGAAGGCGCAACUUGCGAUUGGUUGCAAGAGCUUCCAGCACUCAAGCGGAAGCUGUGUUGGACGUUCGGCUUCCGAAAAUCAUUCAAAAACCGGAACAUUUACUUCUGGGUUUUCAGCGUUCGGGAGCCGAAAGCUCCAAAAUGGAGGUGUUCAGGAGCUGAGGUUUUGCUGUACUGAGGGCAGAACUCAACUUUCUAAGAAUCUUGACUUUAUUUUUUUAUUUUUUUUGAAGGUAAGUUGCAAAGAUACAUGUUUGAAAAUUUGUGGACAAUGCAUUUGAAAUCUCAGAAGCCAAAUAAGUAGCUUUGUAGGAUUUCUAGUAGUUUGUAAGCAGGGAUUCAGUGUCUUGCAUAGAUUUUUUACUCUCCUAUGAAUAAUAAAACCUAAAUAAGAGGAAAUAGUCAAAUAGUCAUUUGCAUUGUUUAUAUAGAUUGCAUAGUGCAGAUUUUCUCAGUGCAGGAGUUCCAUUGGAGCAGUAUUUAAGUUUUUAAGAAGUGUAGAAUGCAUAGCCCUGUUUAUUUAAGUUUCUAUUUCAGUUUAUUUAUUUCUGUCCAUAAUAAGCACAGGUGCUGUUGAUUGUACUGUAGUUGUACAAUACAUAUCCACAGAUGAACCAAGGAGAGGGGACAAAAGUGCUCUUUUGAAAACAUCCUGUAUAGUUCACUUUUGUUUCUGUUUUGCUAGGAAUAAAGGAAAAUUAAGUCUUAGGAAAUGGAAAGUUAUACUUAUUUUGCAUACUGGGCUGUUCAGAAUCAGUGAAAUAGGUCACCAGUAUUUAAAAUUUCUAGAUUUGAUCUGCAAGUGUGUCUCCUUUGUCUUCCCUCUCCCAUCUCUGAUUCUCACUUUCAGAUUUACCCCAAAGAGCCAGUCUUUUAGCAGAGACAACUACAAUUGAAAUUCACCGAGAAGACCCUGAGGAAGAACUUGGGAUGCGGAUAGUUGGGGGUAAAGACACCCCACUAGGCAACAUUGUUGUCCAAGAAGUUCUUCGGGAUUCAGUUGUUGCUGCAGAUGGAAAAAUAGCACCUGGAGACCAUAUCCUGGAAGUAGGUUUGAUAUAAUUAAAAGGCUUCAGAGUAAAAUUACAAAUCAAUUCCAGGACACUAAAAUGCAAAAUCAUGUUUGAAAAUUAGUUUGCAAGGGGAGGAGAUAUAUGGGAGCAUUUUGAAAGUAUUUAAACUGGUGUAAAGAUUUGGAAGAAAAGAAUAUCCACUAUAAUAAGAAUCUAUUCAUUUAAGUGGAUAUCAAACUAUCCUUAAAAUGACAAGUGACAAAACACUAGGAUUGGAUGGAUUCCCCACUGAAUGUUAUAAGACAUAUAUAGAUAUAUUGGCACCAAAACUUCAUCAAUUAUAUGAUGAGAUACUUCAUGAAGGUAUUUUGUCAACAAUAUUUAAUCAAGCUUACAUUACAGUUAUUCCCAAACCAGAUAAAUACUAUACACAGUGCGCAAACUAUUGCUCUAUAUCCUUGAUCAAUGUUGAUACAAAGAUCCUAACUGUGAUUCUAGCAAAUAGAAUUCAGCAGGUAAUAGCAGCAAUUAUCAAGAGUGACCAGACUGGCUUUAUAAAAACAAGAUAAGCUGCAGCUGAUAUUAAAUUAGUGGUGGAUUUGGUAGCUCUAAAUAAAAAUAAAGACCAUUUGUAAUCACAUCGCUAGAUGCUGAAAAGGCUUUUGACAAAAAUCUAUAAACAGUAUAUGGAAGUAAAGGUAAAGGUACCCCGGACCGUUAGGUCCAGUCACGGACGACUCUGGGGUUGCAGCGCUCAUCUUGCUCUAUAGGCCGAGGGAGCUGGCUUUUGUCCACAGACAGCUUCCGGGUCAUGUGGCCAGCGUGACUAAGCCACUUCUGAUGAACCAGAGCAGCGCAUGGAAAUGCCGUUUACCUAUUUAUCUACUUGCACUUGAUGUGCUUUCGAACUGCUAGGUGGGCAGGAGCAGGGACCGAACAAUGGGAGCUCACCCUGUUGCGGGGAUUCGAACCACCAACCUUCUGAUCGGCAAGCCAUAGGCUCUGUGGUUUAGACCACAGCAAUACCCGCAUUAAGUAGCUUUACUUAAAUUUGGAUUUUCAUUGGAUUUCAUAAAAUGGAUUAAAGUAACGUAUGAAGCACCUGCAUCAAGAGUCAAAGUGAAUGGUAUUAUGUCUGCCACUUUUCCUCAGGCCCAAGGAACCAGACAAGGAUUUCCACACUCACCAUUGCUUUUUAACAUUUGCAUUGUGAUAUUUACAGUGUAGUUCAUAAUACAUUCAAAUAUAAAUUAGUUUUAUUUGCUGACAAUAUUUUAUUGUUUAUUUUGAAACCUCAGACUAGCAUUCCCAUUUUGAUGCAAAUGAUUGAUGCUUUUGGUAAAAUAUAUGGUUAUUCUAUUAAUUGGUCCAUUUGGAAUUGAUGCCAGUAGGUCAAAAUCUGAUUACACAUUCUUUCAAGUACAGUAAUACCUCCGUGAAUGUCUGCCUUGUCUAGCGUCCAUUCUGGCGAACAUCCACGGCAAACCCAGAAGUACUGGAACGGGUUACUUCCGGGUUUGACGCAUGCGCAGAAGCACUAAAUUACACAUGCGCAGAAGCACAAACCGCUCUGUGUGCGUGCGCAGAUGUGGUGCUUUGCCCUGCGUCCUUUUUGGCUAGUGGCCGGGGCUCCGGAAUGGAUGCCAGACGCAAAACAAGGUACGACUUAUCAGUUCUGGAUUUGUUCUGAAUAUAUUAAAUAUCUAGGCAUUCUAAUACCAAGAGAUAUAACACAGAUAAUUAAACUUAAUAUAAAUAAAUUAAUAAAAGAGGUUUCUUCAGAUAUAGAUAAAUGGAAGUCAUUGAACCUUACCCUUUGGGGAAGGGUUAAUGCUCUCAAAAUGAGUACAGUGGUACCUCGGGUUAAGUACUUAAUUCGUUCCGGAGGUCCGUUCUUAACCUGAAACUGUUCUUAACCUCAAGCACCACUUUAGCUAAUGGGGCCUCCCGCUGCCACCAUGCCGCUGGAGCACGAUUUCUGUUCUCAUCCUGAAGCAAAGUUCUUAACCCGAGGUACUAUUUCUGGGUUAGCGGAGUCUGUAACCUGAAGCGUCUGUAAUCUGAAGCGUAUGUAACCUGAGGUACCACUGUAUUAUUCCCAUACCAGAUUAAUAUAUAUUUUGAGAGGACUUCCAGUUUUUAUGUCAGGAUCAUAUUUCCAAAAGAUAAACUUCCUGUUUAGGAAAGCUGAUAGAUGAGGAAGAUGAGUUUUACAGUUAUAUUGUUUUAAGACAAAAAUAUCAUCUACCAGAUGGGGCCCAGCGGCAGUACCUUCAGUUACAACAUCUCCUAACUAGUUUGUAUGGCCCAGCAGCUUUCUGAGUCUUAAUCUUAUAUUAAGACUAAUACAGCAGAAAAUAAUAUUUAGAAGCUAUUGGACUCCUUCAUGUCUGUAUUUAAAAAAGGAUUUGCCAAGAUUGCAAGAUGCUGAAGAUGUGGUUCCCCCUAAAAAGUUUCCCUCCACAUUUUAUAGAAAAUGUGCUAAUUUAAAAAUAAUAUGUACUAUAAAAUAACAGUUGUAACAAUAUAUUAAGGCAAACAUUUAUCAGUUUUAGACCUUUAAGUUGUAGAGGCAGUUGCCAGGACUUUGCCCUGUUUGCCUCUACAUAGUUCCAUCCUCCGAAGGCCUUCUGGUGGUUCCCUCACUGCAAGAAGCAAAGUUACAGGGAACCAGGCAGAAGGCCUUCUUGGUAGUGGAGCCCUCCCUGUGGAACACCCACCCUUCAGAUGUCAAGGAGAUGAUGAACUACAUAACUUUUAGAAGACACCUGAAGUUAGCCCUGUAUUGGGAAGUUUUUAAUGUUUGAUAUUUUACUAUGUUUUAUAUAUGCUGUAAGCCGCCCAGAGUGGCUGGGGAAACCCAGCCAGAUGGCUGGGGUAUAAAUAAUAAAUUAUUAUUAUUAAUUUUUAGGCAUUGUGAUAUAUUUGUAUAUCAUGAUGUUUAGCUGGUGAUAUAUCGUGCUUUUGAAAACCAGACAUCACCCAGCCCUAUCACCCAAAGAGCUUUUGUUUUAGCAGGAUUCAGUCCGUGUGCUUCUUUGCCCUCAUCCAGCCUAUGGCUGCGUCCAAGCUCCAGUUUAAAACAUGCACAGCCUCUCCUGAUUAAGAUAUAAUAGAGAAAUAAAAAUUGCUGAGAAAAUUGGAGAGGCAGGAACGGACUGGUUGCAGUAUCAUCAGAUAAAUGAUUUGUUUAGAUAGGACAGGUGGAGGGGUUUUAUGACCCAAAGCUCACAUUUUGAAAGAAAGAUUAUUGAGAGUAAAGGAAAAGUGCUUUUCAAAAUGUACAAGUUAUUAUUAGAAUGGGAAACAAAAGAUGAACUGGUAAAAUCAGCUAUGAUUCACUGGGCAAGAGAUAUAGGUCAUAAUAUAGAUAUGAGUGCAUGGGAGAAACUAUGGAAUUUUUUUUAAAAAAAUUUACAGCAUGUUACACAUUGAGGGUGAACUUUAUGAAAAUGAUUUACAGGUGGUAUCUGACAUUGAGUUAAUUACCGUAUUUUUUGUUCUAUAAGACUCACUUUUUCCCUCCUAAAAAGUAAGGGGAAAUGUAUGUGCGUCUUAUGGAGCGAAUGCAGGCUGCGCAUCUAUCCCAGAAGCCAGAACAGCAAGAGGGAUUGCUGCUUUCACUGCGCAGCGAUUCCUCUUGCUGUUCUGGCUUCUGAGAUUCAGGAUAUUCUUUUUCUUGUUUUCCUCCUCCAAAAACUAGGUGCGUCUUGUGGUCCGGUGCGUCUUAUAGAGCGAAAAAUACGGUAGCUAAGAUGUAUAAAUCUGAAUCACAUAUCUGUUGGAAAUGUAAAGAAAAAGAAGGUACAUUUUAUCAUCUGUGGUAGACAUGCAAAAAGUUAAGACUUACUGGGAUAUUAUAUAUAAUGAACUGGGAGAAAAUGUUUCAAAAGACAUUUGUUAAAAGCCCAGAAACGUUUCUUUUAGGUAUAAUAGACAUAAGUGUAUUUAAAGACCAGAAAUCACUUUUUAUGUAUACAACAGCAGCAGCAUGUAUGGUAUAUGCUCUGAAGUGGAAAGAAGAUACAAUACUAACAAAGGAAGAAUGGCAGAUGAAGUUAAUAGAGUAUAUAGAUAUGGCAAGAUUGACAAACAGAAUAAGAGACCAGGAUGAAAAAGUAUUUAAAGAAGAAUAGAAAUGUUUUGUAGACUAUUUGAAAAAUUAAUGUAAACAUAUUAAAAAGUUAACAGUAGAAGAGUAAAUUCAGCAGUAAGAAUUAUUGAGAUAUAAAAUUGAGAAAAAGAAAAUGUUGGGAAAAUUAGAAUAUGUAAUGGAAAAGAAAUUAAUAAAAUGAACCAUGGAAGGGGGGAAGGGAAGUUGAAAAUAAUUGUGUGUUUUAUAUUUGGAUUAUUCUUAUUGCUUCAGUUGUAAAAAGAGAAAUGAUUUAAAAAAUGAAAGAAAUUCUUGAGGAAAUGAACUGCUCCUGUGAAGGGUGAUCGAUCUCCCUUCAUUGCUCUUAUUCUAUAUUUUCUUUUUCUUUUUUCCUGGAAGAAGGGAGGGACAGGGUAUCAUAGUACAAGGCUCUGUACCAGGUAGUAUAGUGAUCAACUCUUUGUUUUUAUUUUCUUCCAAGGUGAACGGCGUCAACAUCAGCAGUGUGACCCAUGCUCAAGCUAUCUCCUUACUGCGUCAGCGCUGUGCUGUGUUUCACUUCAUAGUACUGCAAGAGAAAGGGUUUACCACCAGAACUGGGCAACUGGAUUCCAGCCGUUCAGUAAACCAGGAAGUGAUCCAUGUUACCCUUGUAAAGAGAGACCGAUCUGAACCUCUUGGCAUCAAAUUGAUCAGAAAAACAGAUGAGCCUGGGAUUUUCAUUCUGGACCUUCUAGAUGGAGGCUUGGCAGCCAAAAAUGGGAAACUUAGUCGGAAUGAUAAAGUUCUCUCUAUAAAUGGCCAGGAUCUAAGACAGGGAACUCCUGAAGCAGCUGCACAGAUAAUCCAGGUAACUAAGUCACAGGUGGGGAAUUUUGGGCCUGUGGUUGAAUUUGGCUCUCCAGAUUGCUUUACAAAGGUAAGUGUUGUAUUUGUUGCCAUGGGCACUUUUUGCCUUUGGCCCCCAAAAUGUUAGCCAUGAGGGAAUUCAGCACUCUGGCUGAAAAAGAUUCCCCACCACUUGCUUUAAGGAGUGCCACAGUCAACACUCUAAUUAAACUUAUUUGAAUUUUCAAAUGUUGCAAGAGGGAAGCCUUGGUAAUAUGAAGAGUUCUCUUUCCCAGACCUGCAAGUGGGAUCUUUUUAUUGAUGAUAAUUGAACCUGGUUUAUUUACUAUUUAUUUUUAACUCGCACAACAAAGCAGUGAUCUGUCUCUUCCUUUUGCAAACUUGGAAGUUCAGUCUUCAGCUCGUUGUCUUUGCAUAUAUACUCUAUGUAUAGACACACAAACAAAAAUAAAUUGAUUUCACAGUUUGCCCCUCUUAUUUCUGUUUUAAUGCAAUAUGCCUGUAAGCUAUACAAGUGAAGAGUUUAAAUUAGUGCUUCCUGUUGAAUAUUUAAAUCAAUCCACUCUGUUUGCCCACUUCGUUUCAGUGCUGUCCUGUGCUUGAUAUGUCAAGUUUUAGAAUUAGAUAGGCAUUGAUUGAAAUAUGAGUAAGAAAGGGUUGUCUCCUGGUUUGUAAGCCAUAAUUUGGAGGGAGGCAGUCUUGUAUCUGCACUGGAACUUUAAAAGAACCUGGCAGCCAAGUGCUGAACUAACUUCAGCAUUCAUAUUAUAAUUAUAUUAUAAUAUUGUUGGCAUCUUUCUCAAGAGACAGUGGAAGUGUGUGCCAUCGGGGGUAAAGUCAAACCGUUGGAGAGUUACAGCUCCUGUUGUGGCUGUAGAGACCAGCAUGGAAGAGACAUGUUUUAUUUCAGCUGGGGCAGAUGAAGGUGUCUGGUUUUGCUGGGGCAGAUACACCAUGAUGUUUCUUCUCUCUGCGCUCCUCCCAGCAGUCAUUUCUCCUUUGGUUUUUGCUGUCGUCUCCAGGCACUACGGUCAUCUGCAAGGGAUUCCCAUAUGGUGGGAUUAAUGUUGCCAGCCUUCAUGUCAGAUCGCGUUUAGCCAGUGCUUCCCGCCCCCCCGGGGGGGCACUCAAGCGUACGCAGUACCAGCACUUCUAUUUUUGUUGUUAAAAAGUGGCACUUAUGUAACUACUUAAUGUACUGGCACCUCUUUUUGGGGGAGGGGGUGUUAAAAAGUGUGACACUUAGAGUAACAAUUUCAUGAUGAGUACCGGCAACUAGUUUUCUAGAGAAAAAGCACUGAGCAUACCAUUGGAGAUCCUGCCAUCUUCCAUUCUAUGUACAUGACCAAGCCAGUGUAGAUCUGGGAAUGUGGGCUUAGAAAAGCACUUAUUUGUUUGAGACUCUGUCUCAAUAUAUAUAAUUUAAUAUAAUAUGUACAUUAUAAUAUACAAAUCACCUAUUAUAAUUUUUCUAGUGACACACUGGAGAGAUCCUGCAAAUUGCAUGCUUGAACAUUAUCAUUUUAAGCUUCCUUCCUUUUUGGCUUUCUUGACAGACUUGUGAAGCGAGAGUAAACUUUGUUGUUCUCCAUCAGUCUGGUGUGCAACUCCCAGAAACUGUUGAAGAUGGCAGCGCAUCAAACACCAGCAGUAGUAGCAGUGGAGGAAGCCCAGUGCAUCGUCGCAGAAGACCUGAACAGAAUCAUUAUCGAUGGAAGUCCAAUUACCAGAAGGUAUUGGUGAUUUUAAGUUCUGGUUUUGGGUAGGGAUUGGCUUGAUUCCUUUCCUCCUUGAGUACUGGGUAUUAUGCAAAUAGCACCACCAGAUAUGAAAAAAGGCCAGACAGUGAGUAAUAAAAUAUGGGUUUAUAUUAAAAACAACUCCACAUUCAUUAUCUCCUGAGCAAAUGAUGUAGAUUUUGCUUACAGGUCGAAUAUUUUUUACAGGAAAAGAAACUGUCUUCUGAACAGGGUCUCUCUCCCCCCGGCUUUCUACACUCAAGAAAUCCUUUAAACAACAACAACCCAUAGACUCAUUAUUGAUGAAACCGCUGUGUGUUUGCCAUGGCAUCUCAGUGUUCCAUUGCAGAAAAUUCAAGAGCAUAUUUUAGACGACAUGCUUGGUUCAUGAAGGUCACAUGGCUUGUUGGGCCAUGCUGCUGUUCAGUUUUAACUGAGAGUAUGGUCUUCAACACUAGUAAAAUGGGUCAAUAAAAUUUUAUCAGGGUUCCUGACCAAUACAGAAAGGUUAUGUAUAAAUCACCUUGAGAUGGUGGUUUAGAAGGUGAUUAAUAAAUUAAUUGUAAUAAUAAAAAUAAUUAAUAAUAAAGUAUUGAACAUAGGAAUGGGAUGUUGGGGGUGGGACUGGCACAUGCGCCCCUACCUCUUCCCCAAGCACACCUGAAUAGUGUUUAGAUUUGGUUAGAUGACAACCACCAGUCAGGGGGAGUGUGAAGGCACCCCCAAACUUGGCCCCCCAACUGUUUUGGGACUACAACUCCCAUCAUCCCUGCCCACUGGUCCUGUUAGCUAGGGAUGAUGGGAGCUGCAGUCUGAAAACAGCUGGAGGGCCAAGUUUGGGGGUGCCUGUUCUUUACCGAAAUGAAGUUUCUCCAUCGGGAUGGAUGUGGAGCAAAUGAAGAUUCUUCUUCAGUUAAAAGCUAGUGGAAGGUGUCUGGAAUUGGUGACGGUAGGGGAGAGAAGAGAUCCUGAUGGGAAAAUGGCUUCUUCCUCUAAAGUAGCCUAUGUAGGUAGUCAGUUUUGGAAUAAUAAGUGAGAAUAGGUUUCAAUAGCAUAAGUAGGACUAGAACAGGUUGUGUUUAUUAUCACCUGUUUAAUAUCAUGUAGCUGUUGGCCUCAAUACCUUCAUUAAUUUUGGAGUGUGUAAAAAAAGAUCUGUUACAUUUACUGUAUUUUUGUUGUUGGUUAACUGUUGUAAAUACCCACAAAAUAAAUUGGUAAACCCCUGAUUAUUCAAUCUUUUAAAUGUGGAAAUCCAGAUUGUAAAAACCUCUAAUGCUAUUCCACAUUGCUAAAAUGCAUUCUAAGAAGGAUUUUCAAGAUGUUUUAGUUGUUCCAAAGAGCAAAGUAAAUUUCUAAAAGGAAGUAAUGCUAAAUUUCAUUGCUCUCUAUAGGUUUCAGGCUCCCCACACCACAAGAAUUGUACUUUGUGAUUAUGCUUUGAGAGUAGAAGAUUAAUACAUUAAUCUUGAAACCUGCCAUCCUGACAACCUUUAUAGAAACAUAACCAGAUGCUCUCCCCUCCUCUUUUAGGGGAACUUGAACAGAGUGUCAUUCUGAUGCCAGUCCCUUGCAGAUUGUUGUUUGUUUAAAUUGCCUUAUGUGUGAAAAAAAUCUUAUUGAACUGGUUGAGAACCUUUCAUGUGGUGUUUUAAUUUUCAGUCAAGUGCUUUAUAGUUUGAUGCUGUCAUAAAGCUGUUUGUGCAAGAAAUUUAUCUCUCCUAUAUUCAUUUUAUUACAUUCCUUCCUCAUAGCCUGACAAGAUGACUGGACUUUUAAAAACACUUUUUUCUUGAGUUUUAUAGGGUGAUGGUGGUUAAUUUGGGGUUAGAGGUAAGAUUUUCAAUUGUGCUCCAUACUGACCUGCCCUCACAUUGGUUAUAACGAUCAUUACCAUUAGAACCAUUGGAGGGACACGGGUGGCGCUGCGGGUUAAACCACAGAGCCUAGGACUUGCUGAUCAGAAGGUGGCGGUUCAAAUCCCCGCGACAGGGUGAGCUCCCGUUGCUCGGUCCCUGCUCCUGCCAACCUAGCAGUUCGAAAGCACCUCAAAGUGCAAGUAGAUAAAUAGGUACCACUCCGGCAGGAAGGUAAACGGCAUUUCCGUGCGCUGCUCUGGUUCUCCAGAAGCAGCUUAGUCAUGCUGGCCACAUGAUCUGGAAGCUGUACGCCGGCUCCCUUGGCCAAUAAAGCGAGAUGAACGCCGCAACCCCAGAGUCGGCCACGACUGGACCUAAUGGUCAGGGGUCCCUUUACCUUUAUGUUGAGAAAGGUGAACUGAAAAUGUUAAUUGGAACUUGGUAGUAAUUGGGUUUGUUCACACAGCAGUAGUUUAGUGCUGUGUGCGCAAGCAGGAACAAAACCAUGAAAAGCCUUGAGUUCAUACUAGCAUUUAGUUUCAUUUUCACAGAAUCCCAAUUAACGAACCAAAGCUUUUGGUUUAAAAACAAGCUGGUCAGCUUCUUAACAAGCCAACUUCAAAACAUGGCUAAAUGCCAGCCAAGUGCUUUCCACUGCAUGGGAGAGUAAGUGGGAGGGCUUCACUGUUAGGCAGAAAGGCACUAAUUGCUUUUGUAAUUUGAAAUUAUUAGUAGGAAUCUACAGACUUCCCUGUAGAAUGUGAGCCAAAAGCAGUUGCAGUUUAAUCACUAUGUGAUUGAUAUAGUUGUCAUAUUCUAUUGCUUUUCAUAUAUAUAUCAAUUUCCCAAAUUUUGAUUAUGAUUAUUGUUCAUUCAUGUUGGAUCCACACUGCCUGACUGCUAAAACUCUUAUAACUUGAAGCAUAUAUCCAUUAAAUAACACCACAAAAAUCAUGUGUAUGCUGCGGAAAUACUAUAGCCAGUUACUACUCCAUGCUGUGCACGCAACAAGGGCAAAUAUGAUCUAGUCAUUCAGUGUAUUAAAAUAUUGAGUAACCAUAUGUAGUAUCAUCUGGGUCACAUGGGGUCCUUUUGCAAUUCAAACAAGCCUGGCUUCUGUGAAAGAGGUGCUAAAGUUGGAAACAAAGUGUGCAUCCCCAAUGGUUUCUUCCCAUCCAUUUCCCAUUCUCUAUAGCCAUUUCUAAAUAGAUGAUCAUCACACAGCCCUUAAUCCCUUAAGGGCGGGGGGCGGGGAGAGAGAGAGGGAGAGAGAUAGAGCAGAAAUAGCUAAAAGUGGUGAUUCCUUAUCUUAAAAUAUCAGGGUUUUAAAACACUAGCUUCAUGGAGUUAUUUCCCCCCACAUCCUGUUUUUUGCUGCCUUAUUAAUAUACAUGCUGUUAUUUCUCUCCAUUCUCUUUCAGGCACUCCCUCAAGGUUACCUCAGCCAGGAGAAGUUAGUUAACAUAAAGAAGGAGCCAAAAGAAUCUCUGGGAAUAACUAUUGGAGGUGGAAGAGACAGUAAAAAUAAACUCCCUAUUUAUGUAACUAGCGUACAGCCUGUUGGAUGCCUCUUCAGAGAUGGUAGAAUUAAGAGAGGUAAGAUGCUUCGGAGUGCCUGCUUUUUAAAUUUGAUACAUGGGCUAGCAUUAAGAGAACAAAGUACCAUGUCAUUUUGUACUAAGGAAAUUGCAAAGGUUUAAAUAGCUAUACAGUGGAACCUCGUGUUACAGACGGGAUCUGUUCCAGAGGCCCGCCCGUAACAUGGAACUGACACAAACUGAAGUGCCGCAUCUGCACACACGCAUGGUGCGAUUUAGUGCUUCUGCGCAUGCGUGAGUGGCGAAACCCGGAAGUAACUCAUUCCGGUACUUUCAGGUUGCCGCAGGACGCAACAUAAAAACACGUAACCUGAAGUGGACACAACAUUGUACAAAGGUAUGACUGUACAAAGAAAUGGUGUUUAUAUAUAUAUUUAUAUAUAUCCCCGCGGGGUGAGCUCCUGUUGCUCUGUCCCAGCUUCUGCCAAUCUAGCAGUUCAAAAGCACACCAGUGAAAGUAGAUAAAUUGGUGCCACUGCGGUGGGAAGGUAAACGGCAUUUCUGUGCGCUCUGGUUUCUGUCAGUGUUUUGUUGCGCCAGAAGCAGUUUAGUCAUGCUGGCCACAUGACCCGGAAAGCUGUCUGUGGAGAAAUGCCAUCUGCCUUGGCCAGAAAGCGAGAUGAGCACCACAACCCCAUAGUCGCCUUUGACUGGACUUAACCAUCCAGGGGUCCUUUACCUUUUUACCUAUAAAUAUAAUGUUAUAUAUUAUAACUCGUCCUUUUUUCUUUUCUUUUUUUAACAAAACAGGAGAUGUACUGUUGAGUAUAAACAAUGUUGAUCUGACUCAUCUUAACUACAGUGAAGCAGUCUCUGCACUGAAAUCAAAUGCAGCACUGCACACAGUGACAUUGAAAGCCUUGGAAAUUGUGGUAACGGAAAAGACAUCUGAAUUUACUGAGGCACCAGAUACCAGGGAAAGUGGGUUUAGUUGGGCUAGCUGGGCUCCUCUCUGGAUCAUGUGGCUUGGAUUGCCUAGGUAAGUCUUUCUGCUUGAUGUUACUGUGGGAAAUUUUACCAAUAAUGGUAUGUUAGUUACAUUUUGAGUUGAUCUAUUUUGGUUAAAAUAUUGUAAACGAAAGUAUCACUUGCUUUGAUCAAUUAGUCUUGCCUAUGAAACUAAAGCACAUAAGAAAACCAAAGUUUUCAGUACUCCCAGUCAUGCCUUUGGAAAGUGAUGCUUGAAAGUAUUUUUAAAAGAAAAGAAUUGUAAAAUGUACUGAGAAAUCAGUGACUAAGAGAUUGAACCAAAAUUAGCUUCUCUGGUUUGGCCUGAUGUCUGAAUUAACAAACCAUGAUUAGGGCCAUUGCCCUGCUUUUUCCCAGAAACUGCAGGCAAGAGUAAAUUUAUAAAAUUUAGAGCACAGAAUGCAAAGGAAGACAAACAAGUCAGUCCAUCCCCCAGUUAAGGGAUUCAACUGAUGUAAAGCAAAUCACCUCCCUUUGUUCAUUUAAAUGGGCCUUAAAUAUCCAUUUUCUUACCAUGGCUUUGGGAGGCUUAAUUUGUGUUGCCAAGUGCUAGCUUUUCUAAUGCGCUAGAUGGGCUUUUUGUUGGUACACUGACUUGCAUAUUCGUGGGAUGGAAUUGGAUAUUACUUUUAACUGGUUUAACAAUUGAAGUUUAGGGAUUUAUAUUAGUAUGUAGCUGCAAACCUGUUUGAGUGGCAUCUUUGCUAAAAAAAAUGGUCAAAAAGCCUUUUAAAUAUGUCUUUUUAAAAGUUAUUAAAAUAAACCAUAUUUUCCUACCUCUCAGAUGUUUUGAAACCAUGGUUUGAGUUCUAACCUAUGUUUACCAAUGAUUAGAACGUAUUUUUCGCUCUAUAAGACGCACCAGAAGAUAAGACGCACCUAGUUUUUGGAGGAAAACAAGAAAAAAGAUAUUCCAGAAGCCAGAACAGCAAGAGGGAUCUGGCUUCUGGGAUAGCUGCGCGAAGCCUCUCCCGGGCAGCGGGAUGAAGGCUCCCCCUGCCCGGAAGUGGCUGCGCAUGGCUAAGCUGCCCUCUGUCCCUCCUUGGGGAAAAGCCCACAAGAGCCGCACUCCCUUUAAAGAGCACGCGGAGCGUGUUUGCGGCUCUUGGGGGCUUUUCCUCAAGGAGGGAGAAAAGACUGACGGGCCGCGUCAGUCCCUUCUCCCACCUCAGGGAAAAGCCCACAAGAGCUGCACACACUCUAGGCGCGCUCUUUAAAAAACAGGCGGCUCUUGCUGGCUUUUGCAGGAGGUGGGGGGAAGCGCCAUAGCCGUGCCCUCUGUCCCUUCCCCCACCUCCCGCAAAAGCCAGGGAUAGCCGCGCAAAGCCUCCGCAGGGCAGCGGGAUGAAGGCUUCCUGCUGCCCUGCGGAGGCUUCGCGCGGCUAAGCCAGAAGCUAGAACAGCAAGAGUGAACGCUGCGCAGCACUCCCUCCCACUGUUCUGGCUUCUGGGAUAGCCCGUGAAGUCUCCGCAGGGCAGCAGGAUGAAGGCACCCCGCUGCUUUGCGCAGCUAAGCCAGAAGCUAGAACAGCGGGAGGGAGCGCUGCGCACCACUCCCUCUCGCUGUUCUGGUUUCUUGGAUAGCCGCGCAGCCUGCAUUCGCUCCAUAAGACGCACACACAUUUCCCCUUUCUUUUUAGGAGGGAAAAAGUGUGUCUUAUAGAGCGAAAAAUACGGUAAUAGCUUGAUUGAACUAAGUCACUCUGUCUUAGAAGGCAGAAUCAACAUCAAGUUGAUGCGGCCUUUGUGGAUUCAGGCUAUAAAAUAUACUCCAGGAAGAUGCUGCUAGAAGUGAAGACAAACGUGAGUUUGCCGUCGAAGACUCCUGCAUCAAGUUCUCUCUCCUUUGUCCAUAAUAUGUGAUACCGCUCCAUUGUAGAGUGGGGCUUCAAAAAUACACAGCAUAGUUGCAGCAGAAGAGCUAGUGGAGGCAUGAUUGACAGAAGGGGAAUGGAGUGUUGGGUGGCAUUAGAACGAGUGACUGUAGAGAGUGUUGAUUUGGAAACAAUAGCCAGCCUCUCUUUGACUGAUUUGAGGACUGUUUAUGCCUUUUCUAUCUUAGAAGGCAUAAACAACAAGCAAGUCGUUCAUAUGAUGUGGGGGCAAGGCUUUCAACCCAUUUUGAAGAAUUCACCAAUAAUUUUUUUGGGUAGUUCCAAAACGUUUAGAAAAAAUGACCUCUCCUUUUGGAUUGGCCCCAACUUUUUUACAAUAUUUUUUAAAAUCUUAUAUGGAGAAAAGAAUGGACAAGUUCUUUUCCAACUAAGGUCACAAUUAAGCAUUUUACAGGCAUAGCACUGCAUAACAUAUUUUUCAAAGCUAGAGCAGGCUUCCUGGAUGUGUGUUCCUUUCUUACCUCCUUUCUAGCCAUUAACCAUAGAUUCAUGUAACAUGGGCACUGACACAAACUAUAGUGCUCCUAUAAACCAGUGACUAUAGCUGUUGUUUGAGAUGUGUUUGCAAACCAUUACACUCAGGCAUCACUUUCCAAACACAAUGUGUUGCCAGUCAAUUGUUUGUUAUGUGAGCAUUCGCAUAGCAAGCUAUUUCCAUUAUACCCUAUGAGAACAUUUCUAAUCCAUGAUUUGUCUGUUCUGCCUCCCUCCCUCCCUGGUUUCUGCAUGAAAUGGCUGCUGCCAACCAGCACAAUUAAGGAAGUGGACAAACUCCAACUUUUUGGCUAUCUGAAUCAGCUGUUUGUGUAGUGAGGUUUGGGUAUAAUUCUUUGUGUUCAGAUAACUGAGAUUUCAGAUGAGCAUUCUGAUAGUGGGACCUGCAUGUAUUAUGACGGAACUAAGGUAUGGGGAAAUUGCUUCAAAAGAGGGGAGGAGGGAGCAUUUGUUUAGAAAGCACAGUUUGUAGGUCAGUGUUACAUCUUCACUUGUCACAGUAUAUUGUGACAGUGAAAGGGAUCCAAAAUUUAUUCUCAAAUGCUGGGAAUUUUGUGACUUUGGAGGGCAUUUUAAUUCUGAAAAUCCACCCCAGCCCAUAUUGUUACACAUAUACUAUAUACAUUUAAAGUCUAGUACAAAACUCCAUUUCAAAGAAAGGUCCUGAUUUGGGUGUUUGAUCAAGGUGGCCUUUUCCAACAUCGUAUUUGCUUUCGAUCAAAGAACCUGUAAGCUGAAUGCAGUCUUUGUUUCUGGUGCAUGAUCCACCAGAAGCCAGAUAUUGAUUCUCAAGCAGCAGUGCUGCUACUGACAAUGAUCUCAUAAUUGUAUUGAUUUCCAUAAAAAAUGAAAGUGGGAAUUCUAUGUGGAAGCCAAAGAGUGUUCUCUGUUUUCUAUUUCAGUCACCUCCAUUGCUGUCAAGACAUUAUCCUGCGUAAAAGCAACUCUGAGAGCUGGGGAUUCAGCAUAGUUGGUGGGUUUGAAGAAAACAAAGGGAACCAUCCAUUCUUCAUUAAAACCAUUGUGCCUGGAACACCUGCUUUCUGGGACAGAAGACUGAAGUAUGUACAUACACUGUUGUUUCUAUUACUUUUGCAUUCUUUAUGAAAUAUCUGGUGUUGCAAGGUAAUGACUCUUUUUGAUAAAACAACUGCCCCGGUUACUCAGAGUGAGAUGGGUUUUUCAUAAGAGUGACUGGUGAGGGCAUUUUAUCCCAUAACACCUGUUGCAGAAACAGAGAAAUUUCCAAUUUUUAGCAGAAGUAUACAAAGCCAGAGAAAUAAAUCUCUCUGAGGUUUGGUAACACUGUUGUGUUCCUGUACUGCGUUGAAUUAUCUAAUUUCUCCCUAAUUACUGUAAUGAAGGCUGCUUAGAGGUAUGGACAGAUUUCUGAAUUAUGCAGUGGGACAGCUACCGCACAAUGGGCAAGUUCUUUGGGCUCAUGAGCAUUUCUAAUUAUUUAAAAAGGUUAACUAGCAAGUCUGUCAUUUUUUGCUAAGCAAUGUACUUGAUGUUUUAACACAAUCAGUGCAGACAAAUUGCUGCUGUACCAAUAGGGACAUAUAUCAAGAGCAUUACUAACAGUACUUUUGCCUUUUUCUUUGACUAGAUGUGGAGAUGAAAUUGUGGCUGUAAAUGGAGUGUCUGCCAUGGGAAUGAGCAAUGCUGAAUUGAUUCCCAUGCUGAAGGAACAACGGAAUAAAGUAACUCUUACUGUGGUGUCCUGGCCUGGAAGCCUUGUUUAAGACGUAAACUCAGUAUAAUUUUGGGACUACUUUGGUACCAGAUUUCAAGGCUUUGAGUGAUGAACCAACCAAAGAAACAGUGAACUGAUUUAAGAUGGCUUUUCUCAAGGCUGUCACCUGGAAUCCUAUUCCUAUGCCAAAGGCAAACUGCUUAUUUUAUUUUUUAUUUUAUUUUUUUACCCAGCUUCCUGGCAGACAGAAGCCAUGCUUCAGUGAUCAGUUAACGUUUUUGUUAUGUAACUAGAAGAAGAAGAAGAAGAGUUUGGAUUUGAUAUCCCGCCUUUCACUCCCUUUAAGGAGUCUCAAAGCGGCUAACAUUCUCCUUUCCCUUCCUCCCCCACAACAAACACUCUGUGAGGUGAGUGGGGCUGAGAGACUUCAGAGAAGUGUGACUGGCCCAAGGUCACCCAGCAGCUGCAUGUGGAGGAGCGGAGACUCAAACCCGGUUCCCCAGAUUACGAGACUACCGCUCUUAACCACUACACCACACUGGCUCUCAACUAUUGGAUGUUGAACAUAUGAAAUCUAAACUGCAGCCUGUUUCUCCUCAACUCACAUUUUAAUCCCCCGAUAAACUGCUUUGGAGUUUAUUUUUACAAUCAAGGGGUAUAUAAAUUUUAUGAAAUAAAAAUAAUAUAUAUAUAUAUGAGUACAAGAGAAACCUGUAAAAAUGGUUUUCAUGAUUACUUAUGGCUCCUGGUAAAUUCAGUAAACAUUGGCUAAUGACGUGGGUGGCGCUGAGGGUUAAACCACAGAGCCUAGGACUUGCCGAUCAGAAGGUCGGUGGUUCGAAUCCCCGCGACAGGGUGAGCUCCCAUUGCUCGGUCCCUGCUCCUGCCAACCUAACAGUUCGAAAGCACGUCAAAGUGCAAGUAGAUAAAUAGGUACCACUCCGGCGGGAAGGUAAACAGCAUUUCCGUGUGCUGCUCUGGUUCGUCAGAAGUGGCUUAGUCAUGCUGGCCACAUGACCCGGAAGCUGUACGCCGGCUCCCUCAGCCAAUAAAGCGAGAUGAGUGCCACAACCCCAGAGUUGACCACGACUGGACCUAAUGGUCAGGGGUGCCUUUACCUUUUAACUUUGGUAGCUUUAAAGAUGUUGAUAAAUAAAUCCUCCAAGUCAUCGUUAAGGUCUGCCUUACUAAAACUACCAUCCCCUUUUCAUGCUUGGUAGAAAGGAUAUGUGAAUGCCAUCUUUUGGGUAAGAAUCACAAGAUGUUCUUCGUCCUUUUUUUCUGCUCUUCUGUGCCUUGUUGAACUUGAGACCAUUUGCAAUGUAAAGCUUGUCUCUGAGCAUUUGUGUUUUCUGUGUGAGGACGUAAUGCACUAGUGUGAUGCCUACAGCACCAGCCUUCUUCUGCUUGAAGACAGGAUCUUUAUUGCUGAUGAGAAUGAACUGAAGGACCAAUGGAAUAAUGUUCCUGUUGAUGCAUUAGCAAGUAGAGAUCUCUCAACAUUUAUUUGUGUUACUACUGCUUGUUGCAGUUCAGGUGCUAGGUGGCAAGUUGCAUCUCAUUCCCACUGUCUCUCUGAAAGAGUUGGGGAUUGGCAUCUAAAGCCAGUGAUGGGAAAAUUCUGCAACUUGAAGAAAGUUGAAUGGAUGGCCCCUGUACCAAGAACAGAGACUGUGUGCAAAGACUGAAUGUAAGAGAAGUCUGACAGGACUUUCAGUGAACAUAUCAUAGAACCAAAAUAAAUGUAAUGGCAGCAGACCCAUGUGCAGAAUUAAGCCUGCUGCAGAACUGUAAAAUACUGUAUGUGUAAAUUUAAACCCUAACACCCCUUCUCACAACAUACUUUUUCAAAAAAAUUAUGGCCAUGCUUAUACUUCUGGUCACAUAACUAGCAGGGCCAAAAUGGCUUAAAAAUAAUAAUAAUAUGGAGGGAAAUGUAUGGUUGCUGGAAAGCAUGCAGAUCCAUUCAGAAAUGCUGUGUUUUAAAUUGUCUCCUCUGCAUCCCCCACUCCCAACUUUGUAGGGGAUCUUGCCACUGUACUAUCUAGUUGUGCCCUUGUGGAAGGGGAGACAAAUAGCUGUUAUGGCAAUUUUGUGUAGCUUAGGGGGGAAACCCCAUCAAAGCCUAUCCAUUCCACUAUUGUCCUUUUCCCACCCCACAAUGUGAUGAUUUUUUAAAUGGCAUUACUUCUUUCAGUAUUGGGGCUCUCCUGCUUCAAUGUUUUAGUGUUUAAGAUCCAAGUACGAAGGAACAUUGGAAGCAGCAUUCUACCAAGUCAGAACAUUGGUCCAUCUGGCUUAUUAUUGUCUACACUGACUGGCAGCAGUUCUCCAGGGUUUCAGGGAGGAGUCGCUCCCAAACAUAAAAUGCUGGGGAUUGAACUUGGAGACUUCUGCCUGCAAGACAGAUGCUCUAGCACUAAGCCGUAGCCCUUCCCUGCAAUUAGGUAUAACAUUUUUUUGCCAGAGGCCUGCUGUUAAAAGUUGGAUGGCAUGUAGAAAUUGCUGGGCCAGACAGUUGAUACAGAAGUAUGGCAUCUGCAGGUAAAUUUCAGCUACGCAGUUACCAAGUACACCUUGCGGGGUGGGUGGGAAUGGAACUCCUAAUGUUGACAGGACUGUGGAUUUCAAACUUAGUAAAGAUAUACUAUUCUUCCCUGGGCAACCACAGUUCCAAGCUGGUCUCCAAGUGUAGCCUCAUUUCCAUGAUUCUAUUAGCUUGAUUGUAGACUAGAGACAGCAAGUUUGAGGGAAAUUCCAUAAGGAUGGCAGUGUGGGGUGCUCCUUUGUUGUUCUAAGAUUGUGGUUUGCUUAAUGUGAGUCUCUGACCCUGUGAAAACUGCUUGCUUUACCUGCAUUCUAUAGGGCAAGUGUAAUGCUUAAAAUAACUUUUGGUCCAGCAUUUCUGUAUACAGUGGUACCUCGGGUUAAGAACUUAACCUGAAACUGUUCUUAACCUGAGGUACCACUUUAGCUAAUGGGGCCUCCCACUGCUGCCACGUCACCGCUGCGUGAUUUCUGUUCUCAUCCUGAAGCAAAGUUCUUAACCCGAGGUACUAUUUCUGGGGUAGCAGAGUCUGUAACCUGAGGUACCACUGCACUAGUAUAUGUAACUUGUAUAAAAUUAGAUUGAAAUCAGACUAACAGCUAUGCGUGAAAUACAAGUUCAGUGGUCAAUUUUCAGGAGGAGCAGUCCAUCAAAUCUACAUGUUUAAAGAAUCCAAAAGGACCCGAGGAAUGAUUCAAAUUGCCAUCUCUGAUUUAAAUGUCUUCACUGCCUCAUUUGGAUGUUGCAAGCUGUUAUUGCCAUGUGUGAGAGGACAUUGAUCUAACGGGGCAUGCAAUUUUCAUGUGGGUGAGGUGUUCCUGCAAGUCACAGCAUCAAUACUGAGUGUAAAUGUGGUUUUAAAAGGAAUCGCCAUUUACAUCUCCUUGCAAGGGGUGAUUACAGAAUCCACAAGACCCAAGGCGGAAGCCAGGAGUAAUAUUUGUCUCUUGCAAUGACUGUAGAGAGGAAAUUGUAUGCUUUUUCCAAAUGAAGGGUAUGUGCUGCCUCAGCAGCACUAUUUCACUAUGUUGUCUUAUUUCAAGGUGCCUUUAACAAUCACCGGUAAAUCUACAUUGUUUUGCACCAAAGAGAUUGUGGUACAUUGUUAACAACUGUUAUUAUUUUGAUGCAUUUAUAAAUUAUUCUGAAGUUAUUGAAGCUGUUUUGAUGAUGUGUUAUUCUGAUCAUAUUGGCUCUCCUAGCACGCAGCAUCCCUACAACUAGCUUCUAGCUUUUGGAAGUCAGACUCUAAGCUAGCUAUCAGCUAGCUUAUUGUGAUAAUUUAGUCAUAAUACUUGCCUUUUUUGAACAAAGCUUCAUGUGGCUGUUACUGUUCUAAAAAAUAAAAGAAGUCAAUGAUUUGCCAA
Molecule: messenger RNA, 52470 nt
Organism: Podarcis lilfordi (Lilford's wall lizard)
Lineage: Eukaryota; Metazoa; Chordata; Lepidosauria; Squamata; Lacertidae
Source: the annotation of a GenBank genome assembly